UGCCGUUAGCCAGCUAACUACCUUGUUAUGCAGGUUUUCAAGGAAAAUAACUGACGAGUUAACUUAACAGAACGAUAAAAAAUGGUUAAACAAACAAUACAGAUAUUCGGUCGCAUUAAACCAACAAGGAAAACUCCGGCGGUAAGUUUACGUCAAUGUUACGCUAACUGGAUAGUAGGCUAUAUUUAUUUGUGCUAGCUGAUGAUGACGACGCUAAAACACGAAGUAUAUUGGUUUGACUACAUUCCCAAAACGCCAAUUAUCUGUUCACAGCAAAUAUUUUGUCUUAUUACUUCAGAGAAAAACACAGGUGUGACUAAUGGCGUUAAUAAAGGAUGGCUCACUUCCAGAUAGAAUCUAAUAAACCAGUGUCAGUGAUAAAUGGCUGUUAUUGAUGCACCAGAGCCCUGUUAUUGGUGAAUUAUAGAGAACAAACAUUGUGCAACCAGCAGAAAUUCUCUGUUUCUGUCUUCAAAGAAUUUAAAAAUGCAAAUUCUUGCAAGUUUUAUUUUGUUUUUGUCGUUGUAGUUGUUUUAGUGUGGCUACAUGUGACUUAGGGAUGCGCUUUGCCGAUGUUUUCCACUCAUUCUGGCCCAAUGCUCUUAAGAAUAUUUGCACAUUUUUACUCCAAAGUGCAGAGGCCACCAAGUCUUUGCUCAGGUACAAUAAAAAUGUUACUGCUCACAUGCAUUCUUCAGCUGUCAUUACACACAGGUAAAUGAAGAAAUCAAUCACAAUGUCGCCCUGCACAGUCUGCAGAAAUGUGCAAUGUGCAACUCCAUUUUCAAUAUUGCAAUGCAGACUGACCUCUGUAUUUGCCAAUUCUGUGUCAUUCUUCUGACAUGCCUUGUGCCUGAAUAGUACUGUGUGCAUGUCUUUGCUUCCUCAUCCAGGUCUGAUUUAAAAGGUCUGAAUCACUCUGUUAGUUUGUAGGGUUUAAAAACUAGGAUUAAGGAUAAUCUAAACUGUGUUUGCAUAUGUUUUAAGGCAAAGAGCGGAUAAUCCAUUCAUUGAUGUAAAGGCUUGUUCUUAUCAUUUGUUUUUUGUCAUCUCCUUUGUGGAAAAACUUUUUAUGCUACUGUUCUGGCAAAGCAAUUUUGUAUCUUACUGGAAAGGUAAAAGGGUCAAAUAAUAGCAUUAUUUAUAUCAAAAAUACAGACUAUAUAGUACGACAAUGCAUCACAUUUUUGUGUCAGAAACUGUUCUAGUUUGGAUGUUUUCACUUGUAACUUUUGCAAAGUUAUCUUUAAAUUCUAUGCAGUUCAUCUCAGACUUCUCUUAGACAUAGAACCACAGCCAAAUUUAAGUUUUGGGCCAGUGGAUGAGGGGGAAACACUAAUACAAUCAUGUACAUCUAUAAUGGUGCGAGUGGGGAAGCUGCAGAGCUACCUUAAAGCACCCACACUAGAGAUAAAGAUAUGGUUGAAAGCAGUUGGUUACGUCUUGAGAUCUGUGGUCAAAAUGAGUAAAUACCGAAGGUACCUCUAUACCUUUCUUCCAACUAAGGGGAACUUUUGAACUUCAACUGCAAUAAACUGCAAAUAUAGUUACCGGUAUUAGCUUACCGUCUGAUAAGUGGAAUCUUUUUUUUAUCAGAUUCACUGAGAAAUAAGAAAACCAUAAAACCACCUCUUACUGCUCUGCCUCCGAUCCAGAGUGCAGUCUAAUGGUUGAGUGCAGCAGCUGAUGGAAAAAAUAAUCAAAUCACUCUGCUGGUUUCUCUGUCACUCGAACUUAAGCAGAGACCAUCCAGUGUAAUGAAAGGAGCACAGCCACCUCCUUGGAGCAGCUUCAGGCUCAGCACAUGUACCCUGUGAGGAGCGCAGGCACAGAGGUGUUCAGGAGGUGAUGCUGCAGGCUGAGUGAAGCUGAAAUCCAAUCCAAUCAUUUAGGUCUUAUCUUUUAUUCCCCACACCCUGGAGACAUGUAAUUGCAUCAGUGUCCAUUGGAAACAUAUGCCAGAACAUAUGUUGAAGCUCAAAUACAGCUCUAGAGGAGGGGGAUGUUUAGACUGACCCAGCUAGCCCCCCCUUUAAAUGUCCUCGCUGCCAGAGCUUGGUCUAUAUUGGUUUAAUGUUCUGCACUUUUCCUCGUCUCCCCUGAGGCUCUUGGUGAGCAGAGGUGAUUUUAUAGAGCCUGCCCACAGUGUGCACUGAUUAUUUCUGUUCUGUUUCUUGUGCUUUCCACAGGAUCUCUGCAACAUAAAGUUCAUUUUCAAUUUUGGCACUCGCAGGACCAAACCCACAAGUGGGCAACCAUGUAUUUUAAACCUAGCAUGAUGUAUCGUCACUGUUUUUAUUGUAAGCUACAUGUAUAGAACCACACACCAGAACAACAUACAAAUCACAGAACACACACAGAAGUGGACAUGUCUGUCAGAACAGUACAUAAAUGCCCACAUGGCUGCUCUGAAGUGCUCUGUCUAUACGUACGUCCAUAUGAUGUUGAAUGUCAGCUCGUAGGCCUUGUUGGGCUGCAGUGACCAACUCUGCUGUUGUCUCUGGCUCCCCCAGGUGUACUCUGUGGACCAUGAGGAUCCGACAGGUGCUUCUCUGGAGUUUGUGGUACCCAGAGAUCUGGCUGACGGCUUUGUUAACAACAAAAGAGAGAGCUACAAGUUCAGGUAGGAUGUCUGCCACAUCUCCAAAACCCUCUUUUUGUUUCACAGCCCAAUCAGCUGAUUAAUUUAGUCUGAGUGACUUCAAGUGGUGGGGUCUUAUCUUAAUAAUUGAUAUCAUUUGAUCUGAAAAAUUGAUUUAGUUAUCACAAACACUGUGUCCAUUAUUGAUAAAACAAAUCAUAUUCAGCUGUAGGUAUUAGGAAAGACAAGAGACAAUGGACAAAUCAAAUUCUGUGAUUUAUGAGCUAAGAAAAAAGUCUAAUUGUUUCACUGGAAAUCAAUGCUCUCCUCAUCUCCUGAAACAAUGGGCAAAACAAUUGCAAUCACUACUGUGAUACACAAAGGAUUCAUCAUGCUAAGACAACAAACGGCAAUUCAAUUCAGGUCCUAUUUUGCCACUUAGAGCAGUUUUCAGGAAUAGUUUUGCAGAAGCAUCAAAAUAGAAAACAAUAAAACACUGAAUGGAUUUAUUCAAACUCAGGAGUUGUUUGUGAGCAGAUGUAACAGAGGUCAAAAUAGGGGUAUAUAAAGCAUCUUAUUCCCUAUUUAUUAAAAUGGGGAUUAGAAUUAAGACGAACCAGCCAUGUCUAAAAAAAAUCAAAUAAAACACCCAGAAAAAUUCCUAGCUUAGCACAAUUUUAUGUAAAGCAGGAAGAUGUGUGGCUAAUGUCUGCAGAGCUAUCACUGUCAGCCUUCAGUCAGCCUUGCAGACUUCAGUAGGUCUGCACAAUAUUGGAAAACAUUGCUGGUCUUCAUGUGAAACUUACUGGAAUAUGAUUCAGAGAAUUAAACUCUAUAAAUGCAGGGUUGUUAUUCAUGUACUUGUGCAUAAAGUCUGCACAAAAAGUAAGGAAAUUUGUGUUUGUUAGAUUAUUUCUUAGUUGUAACGAUGCUUCUUGGCAACAAAUCUUCAACUGUUGGAAGGCCUGUUUAUUUCCACUGGCAGAGAAGAUUUGGUGAAUUGUUCAAGGGCGUAACCCACAUACUCAGCUCUGCUGCUCAUCCCACAAAUGCAUGUUCCUUACAAAUGUGGCACCAUUUACAAGGGACAUGAACAGGCUCUCCGACAGUGUAAGAUUUACUGCCAAGGAGCAUUGUUACAACAAAGAAAUCAUCUACCGAACAUCAUUUCUGCUGUUUGUGAUUAAAAUUUACAACCGUCAAAGAUUUGUGACUUACGAUUUUUUUUCUUUUACCCAAGCAAAACUUACCUUUUAUUUUUACCACACUUGGUUCAGCCCUUUACCAGCACAAGACUUACAUAAUAUAAGAAAAAGUGCAGUGUGCAGUUGGAAGUGUGGUAAAGAAACAGAUAUGAAAAAGUGCAUAUCGCUUGAAAACUUGUGGUUUCUAUCAGUCAGUUUGCUUUAUUUCAUGUUUUACACCUCAUCUGUGUUUUCAGAAUUGAAGAUACUUCAAAAAAUGUUAUUUUUUUUAUUUUUAUUUUAUUUUUUUACAUUCAUAUUAUCACAGUUAUUGUGAGAUAAGUGGACAGCUGGCUCAAGCUUCAGUAUGAAAAUGAUGUAAAAGCAUGGCCAUAACACCCAGGUCUUUAUCUAAGAAGUAAAAUGUGCAUGCUGAGUGAGCUAACCUUGAUUAUAGACAGAAAGAAAUUUGUGAUAAAUAUGGUUUUUGCUAUGGUUUUAUUGCAUAUGCUGUCAUUGUGAUAUUGAUUAAUGUGCCGUUUGCUUUGCAGCUCCACCUGCAGGUUGUUGUCUGACAUGCCUGUUGGUUAUGCAUUUAUUGCAUGCCAGUUUAACACCCACUACACACAACUUUAUCUCUGUUUUAUCAAUCAAAACACAGCCAAACUGCACCAUCUGUCAAUUCUAUUAUUUACAUCGUAGAUUAUUAUGGUAUCAUGGCAGUAGCCGUUACCAGACUACAGCCUGAGGUGGUGCCAGGUGGCUGCUCUAGAAGGGCUGAUGUGUGUGAUUUUGAUGAUUUUCUCUUUUCUAGGCUCAGUCAGACCUCCUUCAAUCUGCCUCAUGGGAAAGUUAUACAUGCUUUCAAAAAUCUAUGCUUGUCAGACUUUUUUAAAAUAACAAAAGGUAGACUGUCUCCAAGAAGAGAACUAAGAGAGGUGCAGCUGAGCCAAAAAGCCUCCAAAUAGAAGUUGUAUUUAUUCCUGGAUUUAUUUAUUUACGUUUUUUUCAGUCAUGACUGACUGUCAAAUGAGAUCAAAGAAAGUUUGUGGCAUUUCUUCUCUGCAUGUUUUACAAAGAGCUUAACCUGUGCCAGCCUGCCAGGCCAUUAAAAAAUGACAGGAAUCACGUCUAUACAUACACUGACAAAUAAACAUAUUUGCAGAGAGCUUAAUGUGUGUCUAAAUAAUGUCAGUAUAAUCAGUAAAAGGUCUAUGUGGGUGCAAAACAUUAAACUAUUUAAAUGUCUCAAGUAAUGCUGCAGAGGGAAAACAAGAAUAUAAAAGGAUGGUGUAAGACUCGAGUUUGAAACGAAUAAAGAUACGGUACAUGCAGAAAGAGGUGUGUCGCUUGCUACAAUUUUAGGCUUCCAAGGUUGCAUAAGAACUUUUCCCCAUGAAUAAUUUAUCUAGCAGUUGUGUCGUUGCAGAGCCAGAACAUCUGUUUAAAGCUGGUGGUGAAAGCUGCAGCCUUAUAUACCCUCCGGGCAGGGCACAUGCCACGCUUCCAAGCCUUAAAUUCACAGUCAGGGAGUCAGACAGCAGUGGACACAGAGAGCCUUCAAAAACCACACAGCCCCCCCAAAAUAGCCUGCGGAGGUUCCCUCGUGCCCUUAUAGAAAUAAAAUUUCCACAUUUAACAAUCUUCCUGGGCGGAUUCCUCUCACAUCGCUCUCAUCUUUCUGUGGAAUAAAACAUGGUGGCUUUUGACUCUUUUAGCAAACAGAAUGACUAAACUCCUCCUAAUCCACUCAAGCAAUUAUAUAGACUGUUUUUGGCUUAUUCAGCGUUGCUGUGGGGAAACUGGCUGAGUCUGAGAUGAGAUAAAGCAGCAGCUUGACAGUUUUACUGGAUGUUAUGAUAGUAGUAAAUGAAUACAAAGAUUGAUUCCACGUCAUGCUUUCUUCUUUUUUACUUUUGUCCAGGUUCCAGAAGGUGUUUGAUCGAACAGCCAGACAAGAAGAUAUAUUUGAAAACAUUGCCAAACCAGUUGCUGACAGGUAUAAACUCCUCCCCUACUCUGUUCUUUCAAAUGAUACAAGGAAAUAAAUAUUGGCGCUUAUACAAGUUCAUGUAGUUCAACAAGCAUUAAGCAAUCAUGCAUAUUUUCAGCCCAACAACUUACAGUUUUUUUUUUUCCUUUGCCAUUAUCAGCAGAGUAAUGCCAAUAAUAGAAACUUUUUAUCAGGGGCAGAAUUAUCUGCAGAUGACUUCCAUUUUUUUUUUAGAACAAACAGAUCUUUCAUUAAGUCCCAUGAAAACACUAAAACUGCAGUUUCUGCUGAAGACUUCAGAGUUUCCUAGGAGAUCUUCAGUGGGCACACAGGACAUCAUAGAGGCAGGGAGCUGAGCUGCCUUCAGUGUUUGUCAUUAGUUGGGUUUUUUGAUUCAAAGACAUCUCCUCUUGCUCAAAAAUGAAGAACUGAUUGAAACUGGAAUAUAACCCUCAUUAGUUAUGUGAUGAUACUUCUCUAAAACUCAACCCUUAAAGCUACAUUCUCCAAUCAUCUCAUUAAUGAAGCAUCCACUCAGAGGUUAUCCCAGUCCACCUGAGCUCAGCAGUGUUCAUCUACAGCAUGGGUUCAGGCCACACACACGUAAACUGGCCAUGUUGACAGGAAGUUAGUAAAGCGAAGUUUUCUUUAGGAUGGAAAUGGAGAGUGUCUGUGAUUGUUGGCGGGCUUUAGGUCCUCAAACCACUAAGUGGACAAAGCUGGCAGGCAAGAUGGCACAGUGUGCCAUCUGUGAGUGUGAGAACAAUUUUUAUACCACAACACAGAGUUACACUGGGCACUGUAACUAUGCACUUAUUUUGAGCUGUUGUUUCAGUUGUCAGUCCGCACCCAGCCUGUGUUUAAGUAGAGUGUUAGAUUUAUUUAAACCUGUGAAGUUACAAAUAUAUCUGACCUUUUGUUCUUGUUUGUUUUUAAGUUGCAGCUGCUUUUUGCAAAAUAUAUAUUGAGUGUUUAAUGAAAGCUCAAUGAAAAGGGCUGCAUAGUUUGUGUGUGAUAUUAUCUCAACAGUUUGCAGCAGUUGACUGUGUGAGAUACAGAGAAUGUGGAGCGUAGCGAGAGAAUAGUCCAAAAGAUGUGAAGUAAAUAAAGUCAGUUACUGUAAUAUAAGGUGACUGAGACUAUACAGGAGUUUAGUCGGGGGGAGGGGAAGGGUGAGGGGUCAGGGGUCAGGGGUCCCUUCAGUGUCACAGUGUGUGAGGUGGGGUAGUGGGGGUAGGCCAAGAUCCUACCUGCACAUCUCAGGAUAUUUGAGAUGCACAGGUCAUGGAGGGAUCGGAUAUAGAAUCCAGUAAACUUCCUUUUAGAGUGGAUGAUACACACGUAAUCUUUUUGUCCUCAACAGUGGCAGCAAAGUAGCAAAUGGUGACAGCAUCACUGAGACUCCUGACAUCAAUGCACUAUGAUGGUUUCCCCACAGACUUCACAUUGGUUUCCUAGGGGUCCAACAGGGUAGUGGAAGGUGGGGCCAUAUGUCCUGGAUUCACAUCCCAAACCAUCUCCACCUUUUAUAAAAACUCAGUUUAAAAAGAUCACAUGUUGAUGCUGUGAAUACAUUUAAACUUCCCCUACCCAUCACACAGACACAAAACAUUUUCGAGACUUCACUUGAUAGUUCUAUGAAGUCUAAGGCAAUAGGAACGUAACAUAAUGAUAAUAACAAGAGGCUUCUCAGCUGUUUGGUGUCAUGAUUGUUUUCUACUGACAGCUUUGAUUGAACACAUCCGUCAUUUAUAUAGAAAAGCAUCCCUAUAUUAUCCCUGUAUUUACUGAGGUCAAGACAGUAUGCAAUGGCGAGGUUACGAUGAGAGUGCCCUCUGCUGGAUCAUAUGGCCUGAUAUGUUGAUAUACUGCAUUUUUUAUUUUUCAAUUUUUUUUACAAAUUAAACAAUUCAUUACCUCAAAUGUGAACUUUUCUCCUCAAGCUCAAGGUAACAAUUAAAUUUUGGUAAAUUGUGAAUGCCCUUAAAAAGAAGUGGGCGGACCACAGUGAUUUGGUUGACCAAAUGUCAAUAAGUUAAUAGAUAAGCAAAAUUUACAAGCAUCAGAGCCAAUCUCAUACUCCCCUUCUAGAUUGAUAAAGAUGAACUUUAGUUUGGUUUUAAAGAAAAAGAUGUUGUUACUGUAAAUUCUACAAAAAUUCACAGUAAAACACUGUAUUUUGCAUAGCCCCUAAUUUAAUAUCCCACCUCCCCUUGCCAGAUAGUUUCCUCUCACCCUUGAGUAAACUGUAAACACAUUCUUCACUCCAUUUCUACAGAGAGACUUUCUGUAGGUAUCUGUAUCAGCUUCACCUCUUGCCUAGGCUCAGCUUAAAUCACGUCUUGCUUCCAAAAGGAAAACAUCCAUGAGGCAGGGGGUAUUAACUUGGAAUUUCCUCUGAUCAAACAUCAGUUGUGCUGUUGUUCUCCCAGCUCAAUUUAGCCCAACCAUCUUCCAAACCAUCAACCAACAGUCUCCUUCGUCACAAGAGUGUCUAUUUGUGGAGUUCCACAAGUGCUUUUCAUUAUUUUUGCCAUAAGAAGACAUUUAAACAACAUUGUGAGACGUCUAGACGGGACCUGACUCACAAAAUGUCACUGGCUCUGGUUUUCAGUUGCCCUCAGCUACCCUCCUCUAAAAUACCUUUCCCAGUCCAUCCUUUGUUGUGGCAGCUGGUAAACAUCGGGGUUCAAAACCUCUGUCACAAUCAGGAAAUGUCUUUGUGCAAUAAUUUCAACUUGACAUCUUUUCUUCUUUGAUAUGAUGGCAACCUCUGCAGCCUGAAGAGACCAGUCCCUCUGUCCAGCCAUGGGCAAAGUUGUAGACUGGAGGGUAAAUGUGUUUUGAAGUAAUCCCAUGCAGGCUCUGAAUAACUUGUUAAGCUUGAGGGGCACAUAAGUUACUCAAUUUGUGAUGUCACUGAUUAGUGAGGCUUCUCAGAAGCGUAAAGUAUAGUAGAACAACAUUCUGCUCUGUGUUUUGUUGCCACAGAUUUCCUUGUUGGUUCUUUUCCAAACUCACCUGGUCUGAUUUUAAGUCUAAAACUACAAAGUCUAAUGAUUUUGUGGCAUGGCAACAAAGGUGAGGGCUGCUGAAGAGCCUUCAGUCUGAAGAAGGUGAGUCAGGGACAUGGACUGUAGAAACAGUCGCCCUAUUGGUAUCGCUGACUAUGCCUAACUUUCAGUCAACCUACUAGAGGUGCUGUUGCUGUGCCGCCCCCUGGUCUUCACAAAGGACCCCCUAUAACAUCGCCUUCAGUGUGGCUUCUAUUGCCUAUGAGCAAAAUCACAGGAACACACAGAGACCAAGGCUGCACAUCCUUGCAGUGUGGAGUGUUGCAGGAUAAACAAAAAACCUACUUUCCUGUGAAGCCUAUGUUAAAGCUGUCAUGGUCUUAGAAGCCCCUCUCAUCCAAGCGUAGAUAUAAAUGUGGACUGACAGAUUGUUUUUCCUGAAGUCCCUGCCGCUGAGACACAUUUAUUUGGGUUAGAUGUGAAGUCACUUGGAGUUGCAGCAGUUUUGCUGUCAUUGCACUAAAACCCAGUUUUGCAGACAUAUACGCCUCUCUUUUGAACCAGCAAUAACUGUCAGCUGGUUAUUUUAGUUGGUACUCAAUUGUACUUGGUGCUCUUUAUCUUCCGCCAAAAGCCUUAACUGGUUUACUUGCACACCAGUCUCAGUCUUUGCUGCGGUGAAAACCAAAACCAAUCAUUUCAACCUCACACAGUAGUUUAAAAACAAACCCAUAUUAACAGCUCCAGAAGAGGAAGAGCCAAUGUAAUGAUGCUGGGCUGGCAAGACAAACUUUUUAUCUGGAUAGUAAUCCCAUUUUACAUUUCUAUAAAACCUGCAGACUAAGCUCAGAGAAGAAAGGGGUUCUGUUCAGUUUUAUAAUAAACCCGCAUCACCACAAACUUUUGGACAUACCGCCCUUCUUAGACUACGGAAAUAACAAGCAUCCUCAAAACGAUAAGUCUCCAAUCUCCAGGAAGGCUGGGGUGUAAACAGGAACAAGCGCUGAGAUGUGCCAAAGCCUCAAAAGAGGGGCCCAAGCCGCAUCAUUAGCACCAAGAUUUCGCUAAACACAGAGUGUCUCAAAUGUCCCUGGUGUCCGUCAAUGCCAUGAGUCACACUGGAUUCAACAGUUGCCAAUGGCCGUCCAAGUCAGAAUAAUCAUCUAGCCUUUUACUGAGUGGAUGCAGUGUUUUAUAUAAACUGACAUACAGAUUUUUUCCCCCUCGCCGUCUCAUGCAGGGUGUGGAAUUGUACAGCACACUUGGAAGGAACCCACACGCUGCUCAAAUACUGGGUUGGCAGUUCCUUUAAAAUAAGUGAGAGGCUUAAGUUUGUUUAUUAUUCAUCCUGAAAAAAUACACCAUCAAGAUAUCCUUUUUGUUUCAACUGGCAGACCCGAGAGGAAAGAGUUUAUCCUCACCUUUGAUGCGAGCUCAUGUGUCAGAGGCCUCUCUGCCAUUUUACAAUUUCAUUCUGGUUUUCUUUCAGCUGUGUUUUUUUAACAUGCCAAUUUACCCUCUUUCACAUGAGUCCCAGCAUAUUGUAUGUUUGUUUCGUUCAAACAGAACAGAUACAGAAGGUUUUCCACAACCCAUACUGUAGAGCAGCUCAGUGCCAGUCGAAAUUUUACAGAGCCCUGCCUGGCUGAGUGGGUUUGGUCCUUUUCUGUCACUCAUACUCCAAGACACCCCCACCCCCCUUCCCCCAAUGUCUGUCGCCAUAGCAGCUCUUCAUUCACUGCCGUCUCUUUGAGUGGAUUAAAAGUGUCACAUUCACUCUACUCAGACUUUUGGUGGCUGACGAAUACUGACUUGUUCAAAUUAAAACAUUGACGUCAUUACAGGCUGUAAUGGGAUGAUCAGUGUGGUCACAUGUCGACCAACAAAGGGGAAAAAAACCUUUACUUUUCCAGUGUUAACAAUCAAUUAUAUGACAGCCUGUUUUGUUGUCUGGUUACAUAAAUUUAGUUGUGGUCAUAAACUGUUCUUAUGUAUGCUGUCAUCUCCUUUUAUGUUAUGAUGGAGUUACAUUAACAUCUGCUGCUCCAGAAACUUCCAAUGCACAUGGAGGUGUGUUUGCUCUGCCACCUGAAGUCACCUGUGUGUUUAUUUGAAGUGCAAGAAGUAAGGAGCAAUGGCUUUCCCAGACCAGUUCCUCAUUGUUUAUUUUUUUAAUUAAAAAUGUGUAUCAUGGGCUCACUCUGUCCCUCUGUUUUACUCACACACGUGAUCCUCCAGCAGACAGCUUGUUUUGCAGCAGAUAUUUUUCUGCCUUCCAGUUUGUGUUCACAAUGGACACAAAUACAUACUUGCUUACUUUGUGCUUACUUUUGUGUUUAACUUUAACUAAUAAACAAUAAAUAAAUAUCUUUGUGUUUUCUGUGGGUCUGUGCAGUGUAUUGUCCGGCUAUAAUGGCACCAUAUUUGCUUAUGGCCAGACUGGGAGUGGAAAGACCUUCACCAUCACAGGAGGGGCUGAGCACUACAGGGAUCGAGGCAUCAUCCCGCGCACCCUCUCCUACCUGUUUGAGCGCUUCAGCCAGGUCAGAACAGCAGCAUAUCUUUAUUUCUGUAUUGACAUUCACAAACACUGUAUAUUGGGUCUAAUUGUAUAUCUUUCUAUAUGUGUAUUGUGUUCCUCUCUACAGGACAGCAGCAUGAUUUAUACCACACACAUCUCCUACCUGGAGAUCUACAAGGAAAUGGGGUAUGACCUGUUGGAUUCACGACAUGGAGCAUCUCGACUUGAAGACCUACCGUCAGUCCUUUUGAAUACUUUUGUAUUUUUCUACACUUGUCUUACAGUUUAAAUUGUCAGCAAAUGCAUACAGUUUUAUACUACCUUAAAAACAUGCUCAAAUAAUUCUUAGACUCGUUUAAUGCUGAGAAGGCAGUUGCUGGUUCAGCUGAGUUUUACUCCUUGAGCAGUCAUUUGUCAGCCUGGCCUGGAGUUAGUGUGUGGUGAAAUAUGGAGACUCCAGUAUUUACCACCUCACUACGAUCUGCCAGCUGACAUAAUGAGACUGUGGAACAGCAAUGGAUGUGGUCAGCCUGGUGGCAAACUCUGCCACUUCAGUGGAGUGCAAGAGGGUCAUGUGAAGAAAAUGUUGGUGGCUGCAGCAGCAGCUGGUCUGAGGGAAUUUCUUUAUUUGUCUUGGUUUCAUCGUUUAUCUCACUCAUUCUUACUUCCCUCCCUCUGUGCUGCCGCUGUCAUUUUUCAUCUUCUUUUUCUGUCCCUCUCUUUUCAGUCAUAAAUUUCAUUGGUCUGGAUGUUUUUCUGUGCAUAAUCUCACUCCCACCUUUUUUUUCGCAUUUUUUGUCAUGCGCGAUACUUAUUCAUUUCAAAGUAGCGGUUGCACUUCAGGCGCAACAUUGAAGUUGUUCUCUCAUCGCAGAGGUUCCAGCUCAGGGUUUCAAUACCCACAAAUCACAGACUUCUGAAAAUAGACAGUGCCCGAUGUUAACCAUGCUGCAGCCACACUUGCUGAUUCAAGGAGAAGCUGUGGCAGUGACAGAUUUCUUUAACUGUUGGUCUGCUUCUGACUUGACUGCACACUGCCUCUAACAUGAUUGUAAGGGACUAGCAGGAGAACUUUUUUCUCUUGUUUGAGGCUUUUUUAGGUUGUUGAGGAUAGUCCUCUCUGAUAAUAAGUGCUGCGUGCGUUAGAAUAAAACAACUUUUGUUUGAGGGUUCACUCUUGUCCCAAACCAAAAUGAAUUUAAGGUGAGCUAAAAAAAAUUUGAACUGUGAGACUUAAGUGGAAAAAAAUUUUCAGAUGCUUUGGGAUAACAGAAUAUUUUCAUCUCAACGUCGGUUUUUAUCAAAAAUGUUUAACUACAAAAAUGUGUCACAACCAAACUUUUGUCCUUCAGUCUCUUAUCUGCAGGAGGCUUUUUUGGACAGCAUGGGCCAAGCCGCAGAGGAAACAGUAACCUAACCUAAUGAGAUCCUUGCUCGGUAUAUCAUAAAAGACAUCAAAAUGAACUGAAGUCUAUUCCAGAAAUAUCAAAACACUUCUCACUGGAGUGUCAAGUAUCCAAAAUAAGUUCAAACUUAGUUUAUAAUGCUUAAACUUUUAUAUUACAACAUACCACAGCAGUGUUUUCCAGAGUCAUAAUCUAGUCUGCCAUCAAAAGGAAAUGUGCUCCACUGAAUUACAAUGUCAGCAAGUAGAAGUCAGUUAAAUCUUUUUUACUUACUUUUGUUUAAAUAUGUUGUUCAUAUAUUUACAUUUGAUCUAUAGAGAGCCAAUCCACACCUGCUCUACAAAAGAUCAACACAAGCAAAAACAAAUAAAGAUAAAGAUUUUGAUACCAUACAAACAACAAAGACAGUUCUCCACAGUCCUGAAAAUUGAUGAAGUCCCACCUCUUACAAGCUAAAAAGCCAAUCAGAGUUGGGGGUUUUGGGACAGCCUAUCAGAUGCCAAGGGGGUCACAGUCACUCCUUGCCUCUCUAUAGAUCCACUCAAUGCCUUUAAAACUAAAUCUGGAAAAUGGAGUAGAGAUUUUAUGAACUCCAGAUGUUGUAGAGGGCCUCUUUAUAUUUUUUCAUAUAGGGUUUUAGAAUAUUAUAAUACUACAAAGAUGGGCCUCUGUAUAUCUGUGAAUGGUAACAUUUCCCUGUUUGUGCUGACAUUAUAACAUCACAAUGCAAGAAAACAGAGAGUAAGAGUGCAGGUGUUUAAGUCAUGUACACUCUUUUCACUGUAAAUCUCAGUUAAUUAUCACUCAGCAUAUUCUCAUAUUUUUCUUCUUCAUUCAUCUUUAAUAGAAAAAUAUGAAACAUGUAUUCACAACUCUCAAUCUCAUCUUGGUUCUAGUUUUUGUUUCUCUCUUGAUUCCUCCACUUAGAGAAAAGCUUACACAUUCCUGGAAAGUGUUUUCCCCACCUUACUUGCCAAAAUUGAAAACCUGGUCACUUUUUAUUUGGAUGAUGGACUGUUUAAUGUGUGGACAAAGUCUCUGCAAUAUCACUCACUUGUAAUAAGAAUUUUCACCCAACUUAAGUGAAAUUAGAAGCUUAUUGAUGGCAUUGCUGGGCUUUUGGAGCUAGCCUUGGCUUCAUCUCUCAAGACUGGAGGUUUCUGCUUUAUUUUCACAAUGUGUCACCAUAGACCGCCAAUGAAGGACUGACACCUGUCACUAGACAUGAUUUGUUUGGUUGGUAGAUUUGUCCACUUCUAUGUUAUUUUCACCAAUGUUGUCUGAUUCCAUCUCAGCAUCUCCGACAUCCAUGUUAUGUAAGUCCCCUCCGGCACCUGCUGCACAACAGCUAAACUUCUUACCUCGCUUUUUCUUUCUUGCAUGUCAUUUUUUAUAUUUGUACAAAAGCACAAUAAUCAAAUCCUGUUGUGGACUGUUGGGUGCUAAUUGGAGAAACAGCCAGGCCAAAAAAGAGCCUUUAAUCACAUUAAGAUUAACACAGUUUCAUUUAACAAACGAUCUGCACAUGUUAACAUAAUUAUCUCCAUGUGUUCUACAGUCAUCCCUCUCUCUCUCUUUGACAUCUCUCAGGCAGUAGCUCCACUGUCACAGCCCUGUAGGAUCAGUGGAGCCAUUUUAGCCCUGUCUGUCCCAACAGGCUGUGUGUCAGAGCUAUUGAUGUGGGCAAGAACCAAUCACCUGUUUGUUUUGAAAAGCCAGCCCUGUCUGUUAUCAUGCUGUGAACCCCCUGAUAGAUAAAGCACAUGUCGAACAGGGUCGCAGCCCACAGUGGGUUACAGAUGUGGUUUGUUUGGAUUGGCAAGGCCGGGUUGAUGGGAGGGAAAUGAAUGACAUAUCUGACAUAAUGAGUUUUGCAUAAUUGCUUCAGUCUUGGCUUAGUUGGUUUUUGACUAAAUUUGUCCUUCUGUGUCACAUUUUGAUAGCGGUAUUUCCUUUAAACACUAUUUUUCCUCUUUCCUUCAGAAAAGUGGCAAUCAUGGAGGAUCCAGAGAAAAACAUCCAUCUAAGGAACCUGACGCUGCAGCUGACAGCCAAUGAGGAGGAGGCUCUGAACCUGCUCUUCCUGGGUGACACCAAUAGAAUGAUUGCUGAGGUAAGGAAGUAAAAACAGUAUAGCUGAUGAAGAGAUGAUACAUUUGCACAUGAAAGUACUUAGUAUUAAAAACCCACUCCGAAUCACCCAGCCCUAACUUUCAAUUAAAAGAUAACAGAAAUUUUCUCAUUAGUAACCUGAGCUCUGCUUUACAGGGUUAGGAUGGUGUUCAUUUAAGCUUAAAGUCACUGUAUCUGCUGUGUGAGUCACUCUUUUUUUCAUUUGAAACAAAGUUGAUCAUUUUUAUCAAAGUUAAUUUAACUGCUGUCCCCUAACCUAAUGAGAUCUUUUUGUUGCCCAGUCCUUCAGGUUAACUGACUUAACAUACAUUCAGUUUUUUUUCAAGUGAGGGCUGCAGACAGCAGCAGCAGGAAAAAAUCCAUAACCACUUCCUCUUUAAGUGGCAGAAAGUUUUUUUUGUCCUUUUAUGAAAUGUGAACCACAAAAGUUACCUUAAGCCCCCUCUAAAAUAUUAUUUUGGUCUCUUUUACUGUGUUUUUCCAGCAUUCUCUCUGUAAUUUCUGUUUAUGCUGUGGUGUUUUUUCCUACACUCAGACACCCAGACUCCACACACGGAUGAGACAUAUUGUGGUUCAACCAUUGCUUUGCAGCAAAGAGCUGAUCUCACCUUGUUUUCCCAUGUUGCUGGUUUGUAAGUGAAUAACAAAGGCUAUACAUAUACUUUAUUAUAAAGCUUCAAUCAGUGAACAGGUUUCCAUGUAGAUGAACAUGUUUUUGCUGUGGUUGAGAUUCUUUUGUUGUUGGUGUCACAGGAGACAUAAAGUACUGAAUAGAAAAUACAUCUUUAAAAGCUUUUGUAAAGCAUCUGAAUUUCUAGUUUGCCCAAGUUCAGACCAAGAAAAAAACAACCUAAUGCAAGAAUGUUUUUUUUUUCAUCUGUUUUGUUGAUAAAGGAACAAUUAUUAACAGCCUAACCCACUCAGAUAUUGUCAAAUCAUUAGGUAAAUAAAGAUAAAAUGAAAUAAAUCUCAGAUUUUCCCUGAAAAAAAAAAAAAAAAAAAACUUGUCUGGCUGGAAGCAUACUUUGCUCAAAACCUGUAGCCCAAAUCUAAACCAUAACUGAUAACAAACUGUGUAGUCCCUCUCCUCUUCAGAGCAGAGGGCAUGGUGUCUAAUUUGAUAAAUCAGACUACAGAAAAGUGAUCAACGUGUUUAUAAAUGGUUUCCUCUUUGUAUUAGUUUAUUUUAACCAGUUUUUUAUAGAUGCAGAAACUAACUGUGUUAGCAGGGAUUUUGAGGAAAUGUCGCAAUUUCCACUUGAGAGUCAUGUCUGUUUUUAAUGCAAUGACAUCUCACAGUGAAUCUCUGAAUCUCUUCAUGAUGAUUUGUGCUGUGAUGAUGAAAUCCUCAGAUUUUCUGCAUUUUUACACCGAGGAACAUCAUUUUCCUCACACAGUCACUUACAGAGUGGUGAAACUCUUUCCAUCUCUUCUUCUGAGGGACUUGACCUCUGUUGCAUACCACUCAUAUACAGUUAUAGCCUAACCUGGUGCAAGUUAGUUUUAAUGGCUCAGAGUUGUUCUUCCAGUUUAAAGGUCCUUUCACACAGGGACUGUUUUUUUCGUGCAAUUAUUUCGGACGUCAAUAUUUUUUUUCGAACCCGUAUGCUGUCAAUACAAGCAUUCUCAUCAGCGACGUUUUCCCGUCCUUCAAUAUUGCGGCAUCUAUUUUUUUCAGAUCAUGGUCGAUUUUUCUAAAGUUUCGCAUACUGUGUGUCCACUUCUGACCAAUCAGAUUGUGUGUUGUUGCGACGUCUGAUUCACGGGUAUAGCCAACAUGGCCGACUGGCUGAUUGUUUACAUAUCAGAGAACAGAGUGCUUUUUGAUAAAAGACACAAACAUUACAAAGAUAACGACCUGAAGGACAACUUGUGGAGAGUCAUAGCGUCAGAUCUCUCAUAUGACGAAAGUUUGUAUGCUUUAACAGUUUGCUAAACGUCUUUGUUUUAACUGUCAUCUGUGCUAAGUAACUUUAGCUUGUAAGCUAACCUGUUCAGAUACAACAUACCAUAUGUAUUUUCACUGUCUCAAACUCAAUCGCGUUGCUGUCACAGCACUGUUAGGUCUCGGUUGUUACCUUACGUUUAUGGAUUAUAGUUUAAUGUGCUUAUCUGGUACUGGCCCCAACUCAGUACAUGCUAUCAUGACAGACAGCCAUCUCAACAGUAGUGUCUAAUCAGAACUGAAAAACAGUCAGUCUGCUGUUGUGUCAGUUUUCUCGCUUCCACCCGGGGGUGUCUUUUUCCCCCCCGGAAAGUUGCAAAAUCGCAUCGGGCUUCAUGUGCAUAGUCAGGCGCGUCAAAAUUCUCCUCAGAAUAUUUCGUAAUUUCGCGUUCUAUAUUUGCAUCGGCCCUGGCGUGUAAGAACUUUUCAUCUUUUUUUUUGCAUUAUAAAACUGUUUCAGUAUGUUUUGUUGCCUCACUUCAUCUUAUAUACUGGGACCAAACUUUGAAUAAGAAUUCACGUUUUAUUUUCAGUUUGACGAUUUGAUUUGUUGCCUUUGCAUUAUCUUAAAGACUCUUCUUCUUCAGAGGUCAUCACACUCCCUUUCCCAGGAACUAUGUUUGAAGCCGUAUCAUCCUUGAAUUGGAGUCUUUUCAGUCUGUCGAUCAGAAAACAGAGAGCGUUGCAGUGACGGUAAGGUGGGGAGCCCUCAGCCCGGUCCACCCACACAGAGACUUCAGUGAACUUGUUCUCUCUGGGCCAUCCACACAACAAGGUUUUUCUUGGGCCUCGUGCCAACCAAGUGCUGUCAGCAAAUUAAACUCAGAUGAAAUUCAGAAGAACUCACUCCACAAAGACUUCCAAUAAAGUUAACAGUGACGCUUUCUUCCUCCUCUUGCUCUCAGCCUUGUAGAGAAAAGAUGACAAAUUUAUUCAAGCAACACUCAGCAGACAAUGAGCUCACUGGCUUUGAGACUCAGCAGUUCAGCAACUCAGCAACCCCCAUCUCUCUUUCAACCUCUUGAGGAAACAUUUACCCCAUCUGGUGUUUCCCCUGCGUCCCUGUUUCACUUCUCCGCACAUGUGGGGAUGCAGAUUCAGGAUCUUUCCUCACUUACAUUCUAACUCCCUCCUGAACUUGAGGGGUGAUCAGGGUUCACUGCAAGUGGUCAAACUAAAACUUCUGUCUUGAUCUUGUGAAUCAGCAGUCUUGAAGUGUAGUGGUGUUUGUGGAACCAGAUUGCCUCUUUGUUCUGACCCGCUGCAGCUCUGUGUGUGGUCAGCCUGUGGUCCAUGUGAGAUCAACACAGGAUGUAGGAAGAACACAGGAGAAUGAAGGAAGUAAGUCCAGAGAGGUUAUUUUGUUGUGCUCAAAUGAACUCUACCCAUGGACUGUUUGAAAGAAGUGGACAUUGUGUUCGGAUAUGAGGAAGGGUGAUGCAUUCUUUUAAAUGACCAGGAGGGGGGCAACUGGACUGGAAAAAGAGAGGUCUUGCAUUCUUUAUAUGAUAUAUUGUCAGAGUUAUCAAAAAGCUCAGGUCCAAGUUGCCAGUUUCCUGUCUUCUCUACAAAUUGUGUGAUGCUCAAUGAAAUGAUAUGGUCAAAUUCAGAGUUGAAUAGAAUAUUUGAGUGUUGCAAAGCACACCACCUACUGGUGUCUGAAGCAGUUUUGAAGUAUGUUGAUAUCAGUGUCUGUAUUGGAAAUGCUUCCUCCCCGAGUGCAGUGGAUCAUGAGGAAUAAUCAUCAUAGUAAUCAUUUUGCACUGCAGAUGUGGUAGUUCUUCUGCCUUAGUGUCUCAGUCUGAUUGCAUUUCCACAAAGUAAUGAUCAUAAAUGUUCUUCCUUGAGCUGCAAAACUUCGCUGCUCUUGGUGAUCGACUCAUCAGGGCUUCCCCCACAAACAAGUGGCUGCUGGAGGAGAGUGGGUGAGUUGUGUUUAGUCUCUUUGCUAAAGAAACCAGGCAAAGCUCAAAAGAUGUUUGAUGGCUAGUGCUAUGGCGGGGACCCUAUAUGUACUGUUGAUGAGGUCAGGUGCUGUUCUGAGCAUUAUUGUGGCUAUAGGGUGGCUUUUUGGUUGAGGUUUGCGCCUGGAGACGUAGACUGCUGUGCAUUGCUAUCAUGCCGUCGUUGCUGAAGUUAGUAUAACUAGAGAAGGUGUCCAACUCGGUUUUACAGUUUGUUUGACCAUAACUUAAAUUUACGCCGGAAUAUCCCUUUAACCUCCUCGUUUGCAGUUACAGUAUGGUCACCUGUCAUUCAAGUUAGCCUCACUUCUAACGCCUGGUUCACACAGCGUCAGGUUCCUGAGACGCCUGUGUUAACCUAUGUGACUGUUCACACAGCUCGCGCGGGGGAGAGCUGCACGUGGAACGGCUAGCACUCAAGAGCUCUGCACACGGAACGGCUAACGCUCUGGAGCGCAGCCGCUCGACUUCUCUUUUUUUUUUGCGCAAGACGCUUGUGCAGGUGCCAACUGUAAAGCUGGACAGAGCAGAUCUGACCAGACAGGAAACCGGAAACAGGAGAUGCGAGAGAAUCUGGCCAAUUUUCGAAAUAAAAUAAAUUUCAAUAAAUUAGAAAAAAAGGAUUUACGGUGUUGCUUGUCGGUCUAUUUUUUCCCGAUGAACACACAUUCAUGCACGCACACACGCACACACGCACACACGCACACACACACACACACACACACACACACACACACACACACCGAGGGAGAGUGGCAGAGAUUCAGUGAUGUUAUUGAGACAAGGGACCCAAAAUCUCUGUCGUGGGAGCCUGUGCAGCAACAAGUAGAGGGCCAGGACAGCACUCUCCACGACAGCACAAACUGGGAAUAAUUAUGACAAAAUAAAAUGUUUAUAGUUUAAAAACACAAUAUUAGCCUACAAAACCAAAAAUUUAGUAUGUUUUAACUUUUUAUUAUGGUAGAGUCAAUAGCCUUGAGCUAACAAGGCUACACAUACAAUGGAGUCAACAGACUCCCCAAUUCAUUCAUUGUUUACCCCUAUAUAAUAAUAUAUUAACAAUAUAAUAAUAAUAAUAAUAAUAAUUUAAUACAAUAAUUGAAGAUGCUGCCAAUAUUUAAUUUAUGUAUGACAUAAUAAAAACAUGAAUAAAUAUCGACUUACCCGUGUUUAAAGCACUCGUAAGUGUGGAAAACUGAGGGCAGGCGGAAACAGCCGAGCUCAGUCUAUGUCUGACCUGCGCGUCAGAGCGCAGCAGAAAAUGCUUUAUGUGUGAACAGCCAAGCUGCACGUGACGUCUUGUGUGAACCAGGCGUAACACUGCAAAACUUCUGACCUCAAUAUCUCUAAAACAAAUGACUUAAUUGGAGAAAUCACUCCAGGUGCAGUUUGUGUUCCCAAUAAGGGGUUCCUGAGUGCUCAUACUGUGAGUUUGACAGAUUAUACAGCUUUUCACCAGAACCUUAAGUCUCCUACCACUUAUGCUGUGAAACUAAGGAGUUCAAGUUUAGCAAAAUUUCCAUCACACCCACCUGACCUGUUUCCAAUCAGACUCAAUGAAUUGAGAAGCAGCACUUGUCAAAGUUUGGCCACGUCUCUGUGUUAAUUAGAGCCGUCAAUGGAGAGAACGUUUUAUCCAACACGAACACUCUGUUCUCACCCUGUAAUGCUGAUUGAAUCCCACUAUUUUCAUCAACAUCUCAAGUCUGCUUCAAAUUACUCUAGGUGACACCCCGAGGAGCAACAUGGACGUGUGCAGAGCGCAGGAAUUUAGAGUGAAGAAGGAGAUGAUGGUUGCAGGUUAAGAUAGUGAAGGAUCUGUCACAAGCUGUCAUGACCCUAACAAGCAGGUGUUGGCACAUUUACGCCAAAAACAAGUCAGGGUCAGAGCUCCUCUUUAGAAUGAGCGACCUGGAAUGUCUGGGAGGAUGUUUUUCAAGCAAAGAGAAGAAGUUAGUCAUGUUCAUAUCUAAUGUAUUGUCCUUUCCCUCUGACAGAGAGGAAUCCUCAUCUGGAUCGCAGCUAAUGUAGUCCAAAGAAUUUCUCUGUUCUAACUUAGCGACCUUAUUUAAAGCCAACAUCCAACAAUAAGAAGUCUAUAAUCAGCACUGUCAAUGAAUCUCCAUUUCCUGUGUUUAUCCCCUCCUGGAGGACUUCAUGAGUAACCCAUCCUCCCCCAGUUAAUAAAGUCUGUUUGUUCAGAGUGACUCACGCUUUAUUUCUGUCUCCUCAUGGUCUCAACCUGAGUUCUGCUGGGCCAGUGACCAUCUGAAAACCAACGUCAGCUUUUGUCGAGCCGCCUCCAUGUGUUUACUGCUUAUUGCUUGCACAUGGCACACAGCUUUUAUCUUCAGAGCAGCGGCAGCAAGAAAAAAUACCAGUCAAAGGAAAACAUGUUUUCUGUUGUUUGAAAAUGGGCAGCAGAAAGGAUGGAAAAUAAAAUCAUCCUUUUUUGUGACACAAACAUUUGCAUUGAAUCUAGAGGGCUCAGACUAACACCACACAGACUUUAGAGCUUUCCAAAAUGGUCUCUCUACUCUCUCUCCCUCUCUUGUGCAGACUCCGAUGAACCAGGCGUCUACACGAUCUCACUGCAUUUUCACCGUUCACCUGUGCAGGCGUGAGCCGGGUUCAGCAACCCUGCAACGUUCCAAGCUCCACUUAGUGGAUCUGGCUGGAUCAGACAGAGUCAGCAAGACUGGCCUGAAUGGACAACUCCUCACUGAAGCCAAGUACAUCAACCUCUCCCUGCACUACUUAGAGCAGGUAUCCACCUCUGAUGAAAGCCUCUGUUUCACAAUAGUGAAUCAGUCUGAGAAGACAUCUCUUUGUGUUCUUUUUCCUGUCUACCUUUAUCUCUGUUCAUCUAUCCACUAUUAACACCACUGAUUAGAGGAGCUUAUCAAAGCUGUCAUUGGAGGAGGGUUGAGUUAACCCUGGAGAGCCCAUCAGAGGUCAAACAUAUUCAGACAGCCAGACUCACUCACACCUAUGGGCCUGCAGGUUCAUGCAUGGUCUUGGGAGAUGGUUUUGGGGAAGAAAUCACAACAACUGUCACUGCACACACGGAGAGUGAAAACUAUUUACCACAAUAUUACCCCACGGAAUAAUACAAAACCACAGACUGGCUAAAAGUAGAUGCAGAGAUAAUUCACAAACUGAAAAGUUGUCACAAUUUUGCACACCAGCAACAUCAGUGCCUCCCUAAAAUGCAUGUAUGUACAUCUCAUUAGACUGCAUGUUUUGUUGGUGUGCAUUUUGAGGGUGAUUGACUCCAAAGAGCAGCAUGAAUGAUGUCAGUUGCAAAGACUUUGGAGAUGGCGCUAGUUCAGUCAGAGUCUGGACAGAAGGCAGACUGACAGCAGGUACAUAAUGAACCCAUGGGCUAUGUCUCUUUGUUUUAUACAGUCUAUGAUUCAAACAAGGAACCUUGUCGCUGUGGAACAGCUGUGUAAACCACUGCACCUCCAUGCAGGCUUUACAUCUGUCUGAUGAAGUGUAGAAAUUUAUUUGAAAAUUAAGGACUCAUCUGUUUUUUACUGAAAAACAGCAAAACCACCAGAUCCCAUUAACAAAUAAAAGAUUUUAACACCACAAAACAAAGGAGUUACUUGUUUUUUUUUUUCUUUUGUUACAAACUAGACAUCAAAAACAACCAAGUUACACAAAAGCAAACUAACAGAUAAAAGCAACCAAAAACCAGCAACUCUCAUGUCCUCAAGUCUGGUGGCAUUAACAGAACAUUGUUCCCAUGUGAAAUAAAUAAGGUGUAUCUCUGUGAUGUUAUCAGGCACCUACAAUAACAUCUGAGUCCAGCUUGUCCUGGAUGUUCUUUAAUUAGACUGAUUUGAUUUAAUCACACCAAAAAGCUCCUCUAAUAGCCCUUUCACAGCUGCUGUAUGAACAUUAAUGACCCACUCUGUUUAAAGACUAAUCACAUUUCCUCCACAUUUGUUCCCUUCAUUAACCUGUCAGCUUUUUGAACCACUCUCUUUUGCAGGUCAUCGUAGCUUUGUCAGAGAAGAAGCGCGCCCACAUCCCCUACAGGAACUCCAUGUUGACUUCUGUACUCAGAGACAGUCUUGGAGGGAACUGCAUGACCACCAUGAUUGCCACGAUGGCUGUAGACAAGGGGAACCUGGAUGUAAGUGCAACAUGUUAGGGCCAUGUUUAGGCAGGAGGAAGUGAGAAGGAGGAGGUUUUGGAGAAGAACCCUGAAACUUAGAGACUGGCUUUGUACACAGCAAAUAUUUAUUUGAAUGAUAUAUUUGUUGAAUGACAAAAGGAUGAGGUUUUUGUCUGGGCAUAAAUUUUAAAUGUACAGAACAAGAGAGAAGAGGUAUUACUUUGUCCACAGGGGGCCCCAGAAACAACACAAAUCAAAAGUUCCUUGUGGCAGCUUUAACAAAAACUUAGGAGCCAUUAGGUAAUAGUACCAAUCAAUCAUGUACUAAUACCUUGAAAUACUUGUUCUCAUACUGGUUUAUGAGCUAUUAUAAGAGUAUUAUCUGAGUAAUAAGGUGUGACAGUCUUCCUCUAAAACUCUGUUUUUAAACUGUUUUCUGCAGGAAUCCAUCUCUACAUGUCGCUUUGCUCAGCGUGUGGCUCUUAUCAAGAAUGAAGCUGUGCUGAAUGAAGAGCUGGAUCCCGCUCUGGUGAGGAAAAAAACACCUUUACCACACAACCCCACCCUCAGACAUAUGGCUUAAUUUUGUCUGUCAGGAUGGUCACUAUGAGACCCCUCAAUGGUUCAGCAAAUUACCUUCGGUGAGAAUCAUGCAGAAUCAAAUCAUCCAAAUCAGAGUGUAAACUACCAGGCACUCAAGUAUCCUCUUCAGGUCUCUGACACCAAAUGAGUUUUCCAGCAUCAGACAGUUGCUCUGAUAUAAGUGGUUUUCCACCUUCUACACGUGGACGCUUGUCUGUCAUGUAAUAUUUAGACUGCUCACAGGUCCUGUUUGCAUUCCUCCCUCUUUGGUUUACAUGCCUCUGAUUCUGUUAUGGCAUAUUAUAUCCCAACACCUUAGAGCCUCUUCAGCAAGAAUCAAGCUGCAGACUGGUCACUUCUGUUUUCACACACAUGCAUGCAUGAAGAUACAGACUCCUGCCCAUAUGUUGCUUCGAUUAGAAUUCAUGCCCUGUCUCUCCUCUGCCGUCUGCAUGGUAGAACUUUGCAGGGUUGGGGUGACACAUGCAAACACAACAUGGAUGUAACUUUACAAUAGCCAUGUUUACGUGGGCAGAAUUUCUUGAUCUGAUUAAAAAUUUGAGGGAUUGGAAAAUCUGAAUCUCCUGUUUAUAUGGGCACAAAAUAAAAAAAAUCUGAUUAUGACGUGCGCAGAGAGGAUGUCUUAUUUCAUUUAGUCUAAUUUCACUAAAACAACCCCAGAAGAAGAAGAGUUGUAUUUACGCCUGUGCUGUCAACAAACCAACAAACAUGGUAGUGGCUUGCUUCAUCCAGUUCAGGAUUUUCACCCUGUUAUAUGUUGUCACUAGAUGGCGCCCUUGCUUACUUAUUUUACUUUUCCGUCAAAGGUUGCACUGUGCGUGCAGAUGUGACGUCAUUACGCUGUAUGCCAUGUUAUGUCACCGGAGGAGUAGACACGGCACCUGCGAUUGUGUUUUUUUUUUUUUUUUCUGCCAGUGUCAAUAAUGAAACCUCCUGUACUGACCUCAAUAAAUAAGCCAAAGGCUUAAGAGUGAAGAUGGUGUCAGGUUAGAGAGUCACGAUCGGAAUAAGUGUUAACAUGGACGAGUUUCGGAAUAAUGAUCGGCAUAAACCACCCCCCUCAAUCAAAAUACAGUUUCUUUCCGAUUGAGCCGAAUUGGCUCAGAAUCUUCCGAUCAACAUGUUUACAUGACGCUUUUUUAUUCUGAUCAGGUGCUGUAAACGCAGCUACUGAUGCAUGCAUAUAAUACCAGCCAGUGUACGAGACAUCAGCUGUCUUUCUGCAAACAGUUUUUUUUUUAUUAACACCAAUAAACUGGCAAGCCUGGCAGAACAGUUUUUAAUUUUCUGCUCUCACACGAGGCUCGAUACCUUUCACAGAGACAUGAGGCCUAAUGAGCAUGGCUCUUUGUGGCCACUAUAGAUUGACAAAUAUUGUUUGUGGUCCAGAAACUCCUUGCUUUAUAUCUUUGCUUUAUGAGUUAUAUUUUUGUUUUGCUUUUGUUUUGUCACUUUAUAUUGUCAGAAUAGGCACUGGAAUGAUUACAACAUGUCACGCACUGUCACAGAAACAGAUCUCAUGCACACGUCCAUAUCUGCCUUUUGCUUUGUUGUAAAACCUCUGUUGUAGUGCAGCAGGAAGCUGACCCAGUAGUUUGUGUAAAAAGGCCUCUUGGGGGAUAUACUGUACAGCGGUUGUCCUCCCCUCCUGCCAUGACCUGCCUCAGGAUCAACUGCUACUGUAUUACUGCUCCUUAGGUUUGGCUGGCCAUUUGCAAACCCUGCAGAGGUAUUUUUAAGAGAGUCUGCGGUCAGUGCAGUAAUUGUGACAGAGUCUGGCUGCUCCCAAUCGGGUCCGGCUCUGUUACAGCUCCAGGCAAACCCAAAUGUCUUUCCUCCCUUUAUGACUUUUUAGUAUGUUGCUCCCGUCUCCCUGUCUCUCCCCUCUCUCUCUCUAUCUGUCUUCCUGCUUCGCUGAGAAAAACCCAGCAGUGCAGUUUACAAAUGAGACUGAUGUCAUUUAUUGUGGUUUGGGGUGACAGUCAAACUCUCAGUGUUGGUGUUCCCCUUCUUACACUGUCUCUCCUAUCCUGAAGUUUGCUUUUGGAAAUCACUGUUUAAGACAUUGUUCAGACCACAUUCUGCCUUUAUGGUCCAACACUGUAGCCUACAGGCUUCAAAAUGCCUUUUUAAAGACUUAGCAGCAGGAAACCAGCCAGACCAGACCAAACAUUAACACAUCUCUAAUGGACGGGAGAAGAAUGAGGUGCUGAAAGUGACCGGUGAUCAAAAUGAAGCUGGCCUCAGUGACUGAACCAUAUAAGGUUGGAUCUGUUGGCUCCUUGAACAGCACAAAGGUCAGUCUUAAUCCUCCUGUUAGACCCAGUUAGUCUGGUCUGCUGUUAAAGAAAACAGCCACAGGUAUGAAUCUUUUAUGAUUCCUCCAAGAGUGUGGAAACAUGAGCAUUGAAGGGUGCUUUGUGUUUAGUUUUAUAGCCGUCAUAUUUGACUUUGUGACUUCUUUUGGGUCAAAAAAGUUAAUUGUAAGGUGUUCUAAUGCAGCAGGGGAGGAAAAUAAGCAGCUUGAUGACCCUCCUGAACCUGACUCCCCCUUUUCUCAACAUCUUGCUUGAGAAGUCAGCUCUGAUUAGCACAUACCUGCGAAUCAAACAGAAGCUUGCAAACAUGUAAGAGAAGCGGGUGUGAAAAUUCCUCUCCCAGGCUCCCUGCUCUGGAGAAAGCUGCUGCUGUUGCUGCUGCUGCUGCUGCUCACUGUAAGAAGACGAGAGUUUUUAAUUGUAGCAGUGUGGUGCACUUCAGUGCUCUCUGUCUAAAUGGUGCCAUGCAUGGAACAGAGCCCAUCUGUUAUCAUUUUGUUGUGGAGGAAAAAAGGCCUUACCCGUGUUUAGUCAUGGGAAACUAUGACUCCUCUCCCUUCAUUAAAAGAGGCCCUGUAAUAGCAGCAGGACUGUGAGUGGCAAACUACAUAACAUGUAUGCAUUUAAGGUGUAACCUGUGGGUAUACUGUAGUGCUUACUGUUUAAUGCGGGUGGUUUCUGCACAGGACAGAUUGCCUGGAUUUAAAAAGAUUGAUAGUCUGUACCUGAGAACAACCAGAACAAGAGCUCUGUUUGGGUUUUUCUUCCUCUUCGGGCCAAAAAGAUCCUUUUGGACGGGGCUCACAUACAACAUAGCUAAACAGUUUUUCCAACAGUUUUUUUUUUUAUUUUUUUACCAACAUUUAGGUCAGGAACACUUUUGUCAAGGGCACCAUGCCCUUCCCAGCAGGAGCUGGAGGUGGGAAGAGCUACUUCCCCUCAGUUUCAUGCUCAUGUUUUAAAAGCAAAGGCAUGGAGAGCAGCAGCAAAGACCCGUAGAGCACAGAACUGAGAGGUGACAGUGACAACUCAUAUGACUACGGAGUAACUGAAUUAUCAAUAAAUAUGAACCUCAAGCCUUUGUUUAAAUCAAAGUUACACUGUGUGUUUUGUUUUGCACAAAUAACACAGUUUCUACUGGGCAGCUGUUCAGGGGCGCAUCUAGACUUUUUGACUGGGGUGGCACAACUGGAGCAGACACAGACAGGGGUGUCCAGGUGAAGUGUACAUACAUAGAUUAGCAGCACUUACCCCCUCUGUCUUCACUCUUUUGACAACUAUCAUAAAAGUGUGGUGCAGAUUUAAUAUUUACCUGUGUAAUUUAAGAAUACUAUAAUAAAUAAUGUAAUGCUGAACUGAAAGUACAUGUUUUAGGACUUGUAAAAAGACAAAUCCUUUGAUAUAAACUUAUUAUUAAUAUUGAUAUUAUUAAUAUUUACUUUAAUAUUUGAAUACUAAAGCUCAACAAACAAUAAUGGAUAAACUAGAGGAUUGAAAAGCCACUUACAGAAGCAUCCGCAGUUCAUUACCUGCAAAGCUGCUGGUCUCAUAAGGCAAAUGGAUUUUAAAGAAAGUCAGUGCAUUUCACCUCUUUAUUUUUAGAGCUGUGACUGUAAACAUAUUAAUAUUGCGUUGUAUAUAUGUAUUAAGCCCUGGUGUUUGUACUUUUGCCAGAUGUAUUCUGAGGACAAAAACUGUGUAUUAUAAUUUUAUAAUGACCAAGCUGUCACAGGGGUUUGAUGCUGUCAAAUGAAGCUGAAGUAGCUGUCAGCUAUCCACGUGAGAAAACUAUUUGGAUCUGGAGUUUAAUUGAUAUGUUACAAUACAAACUCAUUUAAAAUGUAAAAUACAAUGAAUAUAACAGCUCCUCUUUUUUGUCUGAUUUACACUUUUGUAUUUGAGGGCAUUACAUUUCUCCAAGCCAGAGUCUGAGAAAACAAGGGCAGACAUCAAAAGUGUAAGUUAAAGGUAUCAUUAGGUCCAUUACAUAUUUUACCACCCUUUAACCAUCAUCACAAUAUUGCACAAUAUUAUAACUCAUCACAUAUCUUUCCCAUAAUGCACAGGUCUAUGAACCAUGCUUGAGGUGUCAGGUUGGCUAACCCUUUUGCACUGCAGCACUACGUCCAGUGCCAGCUUUUGGCCUUUUUACUGCAUGUCAUGUCCACAUGCCUCCUAUGUUUCCUGUCUCUGUCUAGCAGGGUCUGUUAGGUGAAAAAUCGUUACACGGUGGAUACAAGCAUAAAUUUUGGCACAUAUGUCCCUUAGGUCACCCCAAAACAUCCUAGAAGGGAUGCCCAAAAAAAUGUUAAACAGGAAGUGAGUUAUUGACAAAAUUGAAAAUGGCUGCCUAAACAGGUGACAGUUUACUCAAAAAAAACCUAAAGAAUGUCCAAAAAUCAUUAAGUUUGGCACAGGUGACCCGUGGGUCAUCCAGAGACAUCCUAGAUAUAGUGGCCAAAAACAGGAAGUGGAUUAUUGACGAAAUUCAAAAUGGCCGCCUAAAGCGUUGCUGAUUGAUUCAAAUAGCCUAUUGAAUCUCAGAGAAGCAUACUAUUUGGCACAUAUGUCCCUAGGGUCAUCCUAAUACAUCCUAGAAGGGGUGCCCAAAAUAAUCUGAAACAGGAAGUGAGUCAUUGACUAAAUUGAAAAUGGCCUACAGUGUUGUUGAUUGACUCAAAAGUCAUCUAAAGAAUCUCAUAAAACUAUAACGUUUCUCAAAUGUGUACCUUGGGUUAUCCUAAACAUCCUAGAAAGGGUGCCCAAAAUAAUCUGAAACAGGAAGUGAGUUAUUGAUAAAAUUGAUAGAUGAUGCAAAUGAAGGGGCAAAAAGAAAGGGAGAUGACGCUCACUGUGCAGGUAUUAUUUUUCAAAACCCUAUAAAUGCAUACAAAACUAUUUGAAUUACAACCCUCUGCAUUUCCCCGGGCUUUCGACCGGCACAAGUAGAACACUGGCUUGUGUCCCAUUGAGGCUGCAUUCAUUCAUCCAUCCAUCAUCCAUCCAUCCAUCCAUCUUCAUGUCUGUCUGUCUGUCUGUCUGUUGUUUUGUCUUUUUCCCCUCUUUUCGUCUUUUAUUCUUUAUCUUUUUGCCAAGUGACUCACAUGUCCCAUUCAUAUUUACCAGCACAAUGGCAUAAUGCUGUACAAGGUAAUCCAGCAUCCCGGCACCGACACUUCCGAGAACAGAGGGGCUCAGCUUUGCAGCCACACUUAAGGAGUUCUCUGCAAACUUUUGCAGCCUCGGGCAAUCGUGUCCAUAGCGGUCUCCACAAAUUAUUGACUUUGGUCCAUCCAAAUUAGACUGAUAAACUGCUCGAUGUGCAUGCUGUAGCAAUAUAGCCUGUGUCGGAGGAAUGUUUUCCAUUGACAGAGAUUUCUUAGCAGGUCCUUCCUUAGGUAAUUGACAUUUUCAAUGUCAGUUGUCUUGUCGUACAGAACACAGGUGUAUCUUUCCAGUAAUGCAAAUGUCUUUGAUUCCACUAGUCACCUGCUAUGUCUUGGCUUAAAAAUAAGUUGUGCCUAUACAGUAUAUGAGUGCUGGAUCUAUGGUCAUAUAAAGUUGUCACAAUAUAUUACCUAUAUAUAAUCAUUCAUAGGGCCUACUAGAAGUUUUUUGAAAAACAAUUUUGUAUCUGGCAUCAACAAUAUAUCACUCACAGAAGGAUUAAUGUGUGAAGUCAUGUCUUUCAGAGUACAUUUUAAGCCAAUUUAUUCUCGUUUGAAGGCCUUUAAAACAUAUUUUACACAUUUUUCUUGGGUGGCUUUGGCCAAAUCCUUUAUUAUUGGUCUAUUUACUAUAAAUGAAAAUCUAUAAUUAGCAGAUUUAGGCAAAAUUUCAGAAUUAGACCACAUCUUAGGAAUUAUGGUUCAUUUCUGGCGGCCAUUUUGGAUUUUCCCCUUUAAAAGGUAUUUAAUGGGUCCGAAUUUUUGGGCACUGAUUCUGAGAUGAUGAGAUACACCCUAAAGAAUGUGUGUACCAAAUUUGAUGCUUGUAUCCACCGCGUAACGAUUUGGCCAUUUUUUCAAGUUAACAGACCCUACUGUGCCAAAGUCACAACUAAAUCUGGUUCAAGUAAAAACUAAAACCUUAAUUUGCAGAUAGAAAACCAACACCUGUGUUUGUGUAUCUCUGUGACAAUUUUUCUUUCUUCAUCAGUUCCCCAGGAUUCACUGGCAUUAACAGUCACGUGUCCUGAGUCAUUUCUAAUUCAGAGUGUGCUGUGGUGCUGCGGCACUCGUGUGCGUCCACACUCUGAAAUAGACUAAAUUAUUCUGCUGACCAACAACUGGUGGUCAGCGUCUCAGGAUGCAGCUGGAGGAAUUACAUCAGACCAAAAGUUUCAAAAUAAGAGAAACAGGGAGUGUCUCUGGAGAGGGAUGGUCAGCUCUGAUGUUCAAAGUUGAAAAAUAUGAUACAGGGCGGAUUAGAGAUGAAAUUUUCACUGAGCUGAGUGGCACCUACCCCAAACCACAAGGCAGGUCUGUUUCUCCUCAAGAGCAUCUCGAGUUGAGCACGUCUGACGUGAUGACUAGUUUUAACUUUCCUUCCCAGAGCUUGUGUUUGCUUGAAGUGGGGGCUCUUCGUUAAGCCAGUCUGACCUUUGACCCCUGUUUAGGUUUCACUGAACUCUCACUCCCUUACUAUGUGGUGUGACAGUGACUGUGGCACACAGUCCCCACUUUCUGUUGUGUUUACUCUUUCCCUCAGCGACAGCUCCACUCAUUGAGAGGCUGCUUUAGGACUUUGCAGUUUGGUGAUAGUGAAGUGGGAUUUCCACUAAAGAAAAAGAACAAUUGCUGUUUGUUUCUUUAGGUGGUUGAGAAUUUUAUAUUACAUGGUGAGUUUUUAUUAAAGCUAUUUUGGCUCCCUUUAAAUAACUACCCUGUCCAUUGUUUUUGCUGUUGGCAUAUUUUCCCCAUUAUUCUCUGUAAUUACAGGUCUCUACUCAGAUGCAGUAAUGAAAAUGUCAUUUUGCUUUCCUCAACUUACAUUUCUAUUUCAGGCAAAUGAGUAAAAGCAAAGUAGAGAUCUUCUUUAAUGUCCUGCACAGAAAUCAAGACCUUAGUUUUAUUUGCUGUGGGUCAGUCCCAGAGUCAGUCAACAAGUAACUGUAUUAAAUUAUAAUGAUCUUAAUAUUUAUCAAAGUUAUUGAGACUCUGAUUUUUUUAUGUGUAUACGAGCACAGUCCAUUUACCACUUACAGAUCUGUUCAGUUCAUCUGUCCCUCUUGUUUGUCUCUUACACAUGCUCCCCUCAAAUCUUUGACCACAGCACCAAAGUCCAAGUUCUGACACCCCAGCAUCUGCUCAACUUUUAAAAAAGGGCACCAGAUAAGUUGUCUCACCUCUAACCUUCUGCUCCUGGUGUGGCUCAAAGGAUUAGGACUUAAUCCCUCUUUAAAAAGUGUGCUGUCACUCCAACACAAAGAUUCAAACAUAAAGAGCUCUGUGAGGUUUGUAGAGAACGAAUGUUUGCUAUCCUUCAGCUCAUCAGCGUUAUGUUUUCAGCAGCUCCUUUUGUAAUUAAGUAGCUGCUGUUUUCUGCAACAUCUUCAGCUACAUCAUCCUCAAUCUGAACUCACUGAUCUUUAAGGUGCUGGUUUCUAAUCCUUACCCAGACUGACAUGAGACCACCUCUCUAGACAUGAACCUUUUCAGUGAGUCAAAAUAGAGGACCGCAUGCUGCUUUUAAAACAGUUUCAUGUACAGUUGAUUAGAUAUUGGUUCAUUUAGAGUGGAAAAAUCAAGAAAAGAGGUGAAAACAAUGCAGCAAAAUGCAGCAAAGAGUUCUACAAAGUCAGAGAUGGUGCAUGAAAAACACUGAACAAAACAUGGUAGGGGAUACAUCUUUAGAUUAUGAAAAACACAUUUGAUGGUUAAAGACUUGAAAUAUAGAGGAUUAUGCUUAUCGUGCAUCACAGGAGCUGAAUGUCCUAAUAAAGUCACUGUUUCUUUAUCUACAGGAAGGGUGAUAGAGGAGGUGAUCUUAGAAUCUGAUCUUAGAUGCUGCUAAAUAACCUGUUUCUUCACACUGUACGUUUAAGAUGCUGUUGCAUGAAAUAGGAACAUACAGAGCCCUCAUGACCACUAUCUGAAAUCCUGAGCUUAUCGUGACACUGUCAGACAACUUUAAUUUAUUAUUACAAGUAGAGUUAUAACAGCAGUUCUGACCAAAAGGGAGAAACUUUGCCAAUGAUACAAAGGUGGGUCAUAGGGUACAUUUUUUGCCAGAUGUAGAAAGAGGUUUGUUUUUUCUAGUUUUCUACAAACAGCAGCUGUAAUUUUAGUCAACUUGGAUAGUUUGUAUAGGUCGACAGCUUGGUUAACCAUUUGAGGGCAGCCUUUCUAUUCCUCAUCGUACUCUUUAAUCAUAUUUCAUCUUGAAUGAAGGUGACCUUCUGUGACUGGAGCUCAUAUAACAAAUCAUUCUGCUGUGGGACGAUGCUGCAGGCUGUUUGUAAGACUUUGUUUCUUGUCUCUGAGAGGUUUUUUUUUUUUUCACAGACAUGCCUGCUGUAAGUGUUUUUUGUUUUUACAAUGAUCGCUAUCUCAGUCUGUCUUCAAGAAGCUAUGUCUGGACCUGGUGAUAUAAUUUGCUUUUUUAUAAAUACCGUAACCAGACACGGAUGGUGGUUACUAUCGGCACCCAGCCUGUUGGCUCAGUGUGCCAGUCCUUAACCAAACACGUGUGGACAGACAGCAGCAGAGGGUUUUAUGUGUUCUCCUUUUUUUUCGCCGCUGCGGCUGUUUAAUGCUAAUUUAUAUUUGGCUUCCUGAGUUUUCUCGCUGGAGCAUCCAGUCGUCUGGAAUCACUUAGGUUUGUCCUCAAAAUGCAUCAGGAAGAUAAGCCGCAAGAUCAUUUUCAGAGGGAUUGUCUCAUCAGUUGGCAGCAGGAAAAUAGCCUCUGUCUGUGUGUGUGUGUGUGUGUGUGUGUGUGUGUGUGUGUGUGUGUGUGUGUGUGUGUGUGUGUGUGUGUGUGUGUGUGUGUGUGUGUGUUUGUUUUGGACUGAAGACUGUGAAGUAUUUUGAAGUCUGCUCUCUGACGUGGUGUGUACAGCUAUAGCUCACCUCUGACCCCGCCUUAUGUGUGUGUUUGUGUUUCAGCUGAUAGCCCGGCUAAAGAGAGAGGUCCAGUCUCUGAAGGAAGAGCUUUCUAUGGUGACAGGAGAGCAGAGAGAAGACCAGCUAACGGCAGAGGAGAUCCACAAGUAUGUCAUCUCUGCUGCAGUCAGUCUCCUAUCACUGUGCAGAUACCUUAGUCAGCUGAAUAGUCUUUUUUCAUCUUCUUCAACGCCCUAGUUUACCAAAAUCAGUCGCUAAAAGUGUGGAUGCUUUUGUUACAAUAAGACAAGACUGCUAAAAAAAAAACAUCUUUACUUAAGGCAGCUAUGAAGGAUCCAUGAUCCAGUUCAAGCAAAACCUGCCUUUUCAAUUCAACAACUUUCAGUAUGAAGUCUGUGUGUGGUCCCAGCUCCAUGUCCCUAAAAUAAUCUAUUAUCAUAUUUUUCAGACAGAGUCUCAAAAACACACUACAGGAGAAAUAUCUCAACAACCAUUACUGCUGCUGAAAACUGCAACUCUUCUGAUAGAAAGUUACUCCAUUUAUUUCUAUUUUAUUUAUCCUUUUUGACCAGGUUGAUCCCACUGAGAUUAAAAAUCUCAUUUUCAUUGGAGACCAAGACAACAGGAAGUUUCAGACACAGACACACCGCGGUACAGUCAGUAAACAUUAAAACUAACAUACGGGUUAAAACAAAAACAUUUGUCAUGCAGUAAUGUGUAACCAAUGUGACCAGUAGGGGUGGGAAUCACCAGGGGCCCCACAAUACAAUAUUAUCACGGUACUUGGGUAUGAUAUUAUUGCGGUUUUUAACAUUUUGCAAUACAGUGAGUAUUGCGGUACAAUAUAUCGCGAUUUAUUAAUUUUUUUUUAACUGUUAAGCCAAUUUAGCAUUUGUCGUUCCUUUAUGUUAGUCUUAAUAACACAUUAUUUUAUUUUUAUGUAGCACAUCUCGCAAACCUUGUGUGUCAGGUCCAUCUCAUUUGUGCCGUGCUUGCAUUCUGAAUGUCUUUCCUAGGUGCUGCUAUAUUUGUUGUACCAACUUACAUUUUCAGCCAAAUUUAGUAGUAAUUGGUAUCUUGGCAUGUUAUGAGCUCAGUAUUGUGUUGUAUGUUAUCAGCUUCUAGUUAUGUGGACCGUGUCUGUUUCUCUUAUUAUCACGCACUCUCACUCUGAUUCCUGCUCUCUCUUAUACACACAAAAACACACACACACUCUUGUACACACUCCACAAAACCAUUCAUUAUUCCUAUCCUUAUUAUUUUUCAAAUGCUUCUGUGAACAUGAAACAUUCAUGUUGUAAGUGCUGGCUUUAGCAAUGUGUGGUCACUGUGCAUGCACAUACUGCAGUAAAAACACACAUGCAGCUUUCUUUAUAGUUGUACUAUAAGCUGCUUUUGAGUACACAUCGCUGACCCAGCAUUGAAUGUGUGCACUUCAACAUGCACCACACUGUGUUUUCUUCUCUACUGCAGAGUGAAAACAAAGUGGAUAUAUUGGCAAAUGAUCCUGUUUGAGGAGUUACAGGUGACAGAUGAGGGGAGUCAGCAAGCUCCCUCCAAGUCCUACAUUAAAUCAAGAGAAUCUUGAAUACCUCACAGGUGUCCUUAACAAUGGUUGGACUGUAUGUAUGGGUGUGUAAUGACUUGACCUCGGUGAGGCAGUCAUCUCAGGACGGUGCAGACAUGUAAUUGUUCAGUCUGUUGUUGAGGAUAAUACGGUGCACCUCAGACACAGGAAACAGAACAGACCACAUUUCUGAGGUUCUGUAACUCUGAAAAGCCAAAGAUUUUCUGAGCAGAUAUGUUUUGUGAUUUACAAGUACUCAAGGUUUGCCUGAAGUGCCUACAUGACUUAUGCUGUUGGAUACGCAUGGAUACAGAGCUGAAGCCUGGUCCACUGAGGCUUAACCAAAUCUAACAGAGUUUCCCAGCACUCUGUCCUACUUCUGUUUUCAUACUUAAUUAGCAGAGAGAUCCAAAGAUCAGACCAGGGGUUUGAUUCUUGGAGGACUGGGUACAUCACCACAAAUGGCUGAUGUAUUUACUGCUCCCAUAGUCCUAUUCUUUUUUUCUAUUUCCUCCCUACCCUGAUGAUUAUCCUCGAUUUCCUCCAGGCUGUGGUCAAAGUCACUCAGGGAAUCUUUGAUGAUGCCUGUUUUGACCUAACUCAGUGGACACGCUGACUUUUUGCUGCCGUUUUCCUCUCUGGUUGAUGCGUCGGGACUCAUCCCCAGUGAUCGUAUCUUUUGCAUUUUAUUUGGAGAUCAUGAUGAUCUGCAAGAUCUGCUUUCCUGGAGCACAUGAAAAAUAAAGAACUAACUUGUAUGAAGUGACGCUGUAGUCACUCCAGCCUCGGCACAAACUUCACUUUACACAAUUAGCCAGAUUAAAGCCACAGCAACCACUGUAGGGCAGUCUAUGGUAGCCUUUUUGGGACAUAUUGCUAAUACAGGACAGUCUCGACAGCGCAGUUUGUAUGUGAGAAGUUAAAGCCACACACACACACAGGUACAGUACAGUGCAUCCAGAUGCUGUUCUCGUGCACCCUCAGAAAAUCUGCAUUAAAACACAACAUGCAGUAUGUCAUGUUUUAUAGAACUCUCCUUUUUACGUUAUAAAGUCAGUUUGCUUUUUUUUUUGGUAGAAAGCAUAUCACCUUGCACCUUGAGAACAAAAUAUUUGGAAACCAUGAAAUUUGGGGAUUUGAAAGACAUGUUUUCUCUGAGGAAAUUUGUCACUGAGGGGCAGUCUCACAAAUCAAACUUUGAUUCACAAAAAGCCACCGAUGCCUCGCAGGUCUCUGAAACAAGACCAAUAUGUUUGUUUAAAAUCCUUCAUCGUGUAAACCUAGCGUGUAUCUACUGUGAACACGUUACAGUGGAAAAUACAAACCGCACGCUGUCGUGUCUACAUUGGAUCCGCCUGGACUGUUGCCUUCUGGUCUUUUCCAGGGCCUGAUCCAGAGCUGCAGGAACCAAUGUUUGGACUAGCAUUCAGUUAUAGUUUAUCAACAGGCCAGCUCCGUCAGGCUGGAGCACUGGUUACUGUAAAUAGUUGUCUUUGACCAGACUCUCAUGUUAAACAUCAGAUGCACUCCUCAGAAAUAGAUCUUCACUGUGUGAGUGUGAGGAGAAGGAUGCUCACAUGGAAUGUAGCCUUGGUUUGGGCUCUAACCGUGUGUGUGUGUGUGUGUGUGUGUGUGUGUGUGUGUGUGUGUGUGUGUGUGUGUGUGUGUGUGUGUGUGUGUGUGUGUGUGUGUGUGCGUAUAUGUUUAGGCUGGAAGAGUCAGUCAAAGCCUUUCUGGACGACCCUGACCCAGAUGUGACACUGCCAUUGGGAGCAGACAUGAGAAAAAUCCACCUCUGUUUCUCUCUGCUGAAGGUAAUGUACAGUAUUCACACCAGUCCACCAUUGUGAACAUGCAUGAAUCCACACAUACUGUAUAACCCUCAGUUUCAUCUUAUCUUUCCACCACUUUUCUUGUUUGUUGUAUAUGUUUAAUCAAUUUUAUAAACAUGGUUAGGUAUAACCUUGGACACAAAAUGACAAAAAAGGUGAGAGUGGCCCAUCGGUAAUCUGACUCCAAAUGUUCAGCAUGUUCAGUGCAGUUAUGUCUUCUCUGUUGAGGCAACAAGAUAAAUUAAUUUGAUUGUUAGGGUGUUAGAGCUUCGACACAUCAACCCUUCACCCAUUAGAUCAGCUGUGACCAUAGACUGUAUAUAGAAUGGACGCUGUCUGCCUCCACACUGUGAUGACGCUCGGCUCAAACAGCACCCUCUGGUGCCGGGCUGCAGUAUAGGUCAUAAUUCCAGCCUCCUCCAGCAAUCCCCAUGGAGCUGUGGACAAACUAGAAAUUUUUUUCACAGAAUAUAAUUUUUUUUCACCCCUGGUUGUGAUGCUGACAUGUAGUUAAUUUAAGACUGGUUUGUGCUCAAGUCCUCUUUUUUUCUGUGCAGCUCCGUUUUUAAAAGUUAUUGGGGGGGUUCAUGUUUUCUUUGAUUGACACUUGAUACAGCCUAUGGGCGUUCGAAAAUUGUGUAGCUCACACGAGGGAUACGCUGUUUGAGCCGAGCGUCAUCACAGUGACUCUCCCGCCAAAAACGUACAACACUACUGUGCAAGUGGUGGUUCCAGGAACUGGAGAAAAUCCCAGAUAUACAGAGAGCAAUUUGGCUUCAAAUUCACAUAAUGAUGGAGGCGGUUGUCCAUAGUUCAUGCGGUCUAUGGCUGUGACCAGCUAACCUGUGAAUAGCCCCCUCUACUGUCCACUUUAAGCACUUGUAUAACAUUUGAAUGAAGCUGAUUUCCUUGUCUCAUAGCCCACUUGUUAUUAUCUGGAUAUUUUUUAUACUUAUCAAAGAGCUUUAGAGCUUUAGAAAUCAGUGAUGCCUUACACCAUCCAGCACUGUUGAUUUUUCCCAUGGACUGACUCUCGUCCAGACGUUUGGUGCUUUGCAGUUGUUUGCCAUCUAAUUAGAGGAGGGCUGUAAUGUAACAUGCUGUUGAUAAUGGGUGUGUGUUAAAAAGUGAGAACUUAGAUGAAAGCUUAAAAAAUUUCAAAAUUUUUUACAGAGAUAAAACUAACCCUAAUCCAGAAACAAGAGCGCUGUUUUAAGCCUGUUUUUAGACUGAAGCAGUCACCUGGAAUCAAAGUCAUCUGUGUCUGUGCUGUGUACCGUCUUACAUUAGCGGAGUUAUGACAUUAUUUUGGGUUUAUGUUCAAAUCUCUUAAUUCGUUCUGCAGACUUGUGUGGAAAAAGUUUACGGUUGCAUGUGUUUGGCUGUAUUUUUUUAUAAAGACAUUAUCUUUUCAGGGUCUCUGUUUAGGAAUAAGUCUCAUUGCUGAUAGAUUCAAUUUGAAAUUUGUCAAACAGCAGCUGAUGGCCCAGUGAUGCUUAAUAGGCGUAAGGGAAACACUGCUGAACUCAGGACGGGCUCUGGUUUGGUUAAAAUCUCAGAUGACAUCAGAGGCAGAACCAGAUCCCUCUUCAAUGUCUGUUUAUCUCUCAGUCAGUUUGUUAUGAUCCUCAAACUCUAUCUGCUGUUUGGUUUACAUUCCAUCAAGCAUCACCAUACUUGGAAUUUCUACAGAAACGUGGAUCUGGUUUAAAUUGGAUUUCUUUCUUCUGCUCUUUUCUUAAUGCUGCUUAAAUCCUUCAUGCUUUACACUCUGCUUGUCCCCAUUCCAGAGCUAUGUUCAAAAAACAUGUGGCUUUUCACUACUACUUUAAUGACCUAACUGAAAAAUAAUGUAAAUGUAGCCUUCAGUGUCUGGUGAAGUCUACCCAUCCAUGUGGUGAGUGAGAGGUUGUUGGACUGAAAUAUGGGUGUGAUGGGAGGCUAUACUUUAGCUCCACAGUGUUUACUAACCUUCUUCAUCUUUCUGUGUCAACCACAGAAAAUACUCUAGAGUCUUUAGCUAGCAGUACAGCGAUACUUGACACCUCUUUCGAAUGCACACUUUUAUUGAGAAGUGAGGCUGUGAAGUGUGUCCGGUAAAGUCUUUUGGCUUGGCUGGAGUGUAUUCUAACUGCUUCGCGAAUCUUUUCAGGACAACAGUUUUCAUUUUUCACUUUUUUCAUCCAUUCAGAAAAUGAUCCUGGAUAGAAGUGAUGGAGGAAAUAUGCUCAGGGAUGUGAAAGAAUCAUCAGAGGUAACAAUGAGGAGAGAAGUGGUUCAGGACAGCAAUCACACAGCAGCAGCAGAAGUCACCAAGUUAAAGGAGAUGCUGACACAACGGGAAAAUGAGAUCAGUAUCCCUUCAUAAUAUAAUUCAGUAUUAGCAGGAGGCUCCCUGCUCCUUUUGUUUUAUUGGUUUCACAUUUAUUCAUCCAUUCAUUUGUGAACAUGAUGGCCCUCAUUUAUCAAUCUUGCGCAGAUCUUAGCGCAGAUCUGAGCACAGGACUCAUCCUAUGAUAGGACACACGUAAGAUUUAUAAAAGGGUUCAUAUCUGACCAAUCCCAGCGUACGUAUGAUCAGGUCUUGAUAAAUGCGGCGACUUAAAUCAAUCAUCAUUAACAUGUUUAUGCCCUUAAAUAUUUGUGGUUCAGAAGCCUCGCCCACUGAGGUCAAACAUGAAAGAGGAGAAAUAUUACAAAGAUUCGAGACUUUUCCAAGAUGAAAGUGGAUAUCCUCACAUCUGUGGUGGAAACUAACAAGGAUUUUCUCUUUGGAAGCAUAAAAACUGGUAUAAAAGCAGUCCAGAAAACUCCUGUCUGGAGCAGGAUUAUGGUGGCGAUGAACAGCGCUGCUGCGGAAUAGCGGACAGUGGCUGAAGUUUGAAUCAAUUAUUAGUCAAUAAGUUGCUCAUGAUGAUAAAUUAAUAUCUCAUACAUGCCUCAUAUUUUUUUAUUGCCAUGACAUAGGGUACGUUGCUCCUGUUAUUGGAAGUAUUUAGUUUUAAUUUGUUGCGUCUUUGUAAUGUAGAGCGGACAGGAGAGUCUGACAGAGGCUGAACAAAAACAGUUAUUAACGUCACCAAACGGUGUGUUGCUGGCCCUGAGGCACAUUUUUAUGGAUUUCUCUUGGAUAUUUAUCACUGAUUAAAUAGCAAGAGCACUUUCUAAACUUAUACUUAACAUGUCAGAAUCCAUCGAUAGGGUCCUGUCUCCUCUGUACAGCACCUUUGUGGAGCUUCUCCUCAUUAUUGUUCUCCGGGCAUCGGGUCCUCACGUUGCACCGGCACAGCCAACGGCACUCCAUUCGCCAGCGCAACAUUGUGCAAAACUGAACUGGCCCAAAUGAUGUCCCACACCCUUCCAGGAGUGUACAACAAUAUCCCCGCUGCUGGGCCAAGACAGAGACACCUGCCUUUUAGGAGUCAAACGCAGUGCUCCACCGUGCCGCGCGUGCGUGUGUGCGUAAUGUUAAAACGGCAUUCCUGCUCUGUGGCAGUGUUUCUGGGCAUAGUUAUCAAAUAGGCCUAUUCACUAAGGACAUAACAAAUUUAUUUAUGUCUUUAUCUUUAAUGAAAUCUGUCUGAUUGUGCUUAAUGACAGGUUUGAGGUUUGUUUAUCAAUUAUUUUCAGACAGACAUUUGCUGCACCACAGAUCCACACUGACUCAAACUUGCGUACACGAUGUCAGACCUGUCAUGAGAUUUGGUCGUAGCGUACGCUCACGUGCAGAUUGAUAAAUGCCAAUCCUCAAGUCAAAAUUGUCGUACGCAGGGUGUAAGCAAGUUUUCUGCCGUACGCCAGCUUGAUAAAUGAGGGCCGAUAUCUCUAGCCCAGCUAUGAAGAAAGGCAGGACUCAAUAAGGACUCAGUAAGUUGGGGUGGUCAAUGUUCUAUCUGGUAUCUGGGAUUGGGUCCCAAAGGCAAUAGUCUGAGCAAGUGGACCCAGACCCCCCAUAAGCCAGCAACAUACUCCACUUCCUUCUGCAGGAUCCUAGAGGCUGAUUAAUGCUCGCCAUACGUAUGAAAAUAUACACGUCCGUUUCAAACGAUGGUUCCGUCACUGCCCACAUACUUCCAAGUGCCCUUUACGUUGGCGUGGAUGUUAACCAUUACAUCCACCAGGGGGCAGGCCAGAGUCAAAGGACAACAACAAACAAAAAGAAACAUGGCGACUGUGGAGGAGCUAGUGAUAAAGUACAUUUUGCAUAGGAAACAGAAACGAAGGCAGCAUUCGAGGAGGCGGUGGUCGGUCAGGCCACUAAAUGCCUCAGGGCUGAGGGACGGAGAAUUCUUUUCUCUAGUUGUACCAAUGAGAAAAAUUGAUGAUAAUCCUCAAAAAGCCCUGCCAUUAUCUUCAUUUCUCUGCAGAGAUGCGUAUCGGGUAGUGACAGCAGCAACACUGCCCCGCGGUUUCUGUGGUACUGCUCCGUCUGGCCCGUAUCUGUAAACUUUAAGGAUAUGUGGAGAAACACAGACAGAAAGAAUUGAAGCACGGAUGGAGACCUCGGCCGUAUCUGGAUUGGUAUGUAACGUUGAGCAUUAAUAAGCCUUUACGCGUACCCAAUCCAGGGGGUAUAUAUGAACACUCUGGCGAGCUCUUGGUCGACCCUGAGAACACCUACCAGUUGCACCUGCUCAAAAGACCUCUAAGUGAAGGCAUUCAGGAGGCAUCCUUAUCAAAAGCCCAAACCACCUCGACUGAAUCCUAUCAGUAUAAAGGAGCAAAGGCUCAAGAUUCUAAGCCUGUCCCUAAAGCUGAGCCUAGACAUCCAUUGGACGUCAGUCAUCACCCAGAGCCUAAGACGAGGGUUGAAACCUUGAUCAACUAGUUAAUCAAAGUUUUGCCUUUUACAGGUUGACAAAAGGGGCAGUAUUGAAGGAGCAGGUCUGUUGCAAAUCGGGCCAAAAAACCCUGCAUGGUCUGCUUCUCCUUGACUGCAGUGCAUGUAGUAAAUUUGCAUGUGAUAUCGGAAUCAAUGGGCAAAAUCAUCAAAAAUAAACAGAGCAGGUUAGGUUUCUGUCUCUAUUUUUGAUGUGUGUCUGCAUCCAGCUCUCCACUUCAGAAAAAAAGGAAUUUAUCCUAAGGUAAACCUUUCUGGGUUACUUCAUGCUAGGAUGACAUGCAAUAAAUUAUGAAACAUAAGUAGCCUUUCAAUCAUCACCAGCGGCCCCAGAACACACACAAGAUGUGGUUUGAAUGUUUACAUUCAGAAAGAUGUUAACCUAAUGACUGCCGUUCAUCAUCAUUUCUAUUCAUCAUGAUUAUGGUAUUUGCUUUUGAAUCUGAUAUUUCUAAUGGCUUUAUGGGAUAAUUCCUCCUUUGGCCUGUCUCGCUGCAGCUUGUCAUUACAUCACAGCACAUUAGUUGGAAAAUUGAGACGUCUGCUUGAUUAUUUAGCCACAAAAACCUCUGCUCUCCAAAAUAAAUCCAAUAUUAUCAUGUAGAUAUUUCACUUCAGUGUAUCUUGGACUAAGUCUUUGUAAUAUGAAAUCCUCUUCUCUUUGCAGAUUUUUUCCUCCAGUGUCAUACACUGGUUUUCUUUUGUUGUCAAUCUAAUGCCAAAUCUUGUGCUUGUGUGUGUCUCAAAGCUCAUAUUCAGGCCAGUUAUGCUCACGCUCUGCUUACCAUACUGCCUCAGUGUUCUUCCAUUGAGAAGUUUGUAAAUAAAGUUGCAGAAGCUGAAACUGUCAGUCCCUCAGACGGGGUGGUCCAUCUGCAGUGUGUAACAUUAGAGUGCGGGCUGACCCUACCGGUAGGGGUGAUGUCAUUUUCAGCUAAAGCCCUAAUAGCGAUCUAUACUCAGACCAUUUCUACGACUUCAGUCAGUAUCUGCUGAUCACAUCGCUUUCAAAGUCUGUUCAACUGCUUUGGCCCCUGACUCCAGGAGCUGCAGUUCAAACUUACUUUUCCAGACCAACACUGAGUCCACACAGAGUGAUCUUCCUGUCAAACAAGAGGAUAUACCUUAACCCACAACUCCUGUGCAUGGCUGAUUCAGCAUGGGAUCUGGGGUAGAAGAAUACAUCUUAAGGAUAUUGUAACUCAUACAUUUACAGUCAUAGAUUUUAUAUACUACAUUAUUCACAGUCACAUAUUAAUCACUGAAGCCUUUUUAAUAGUCUGAAAUUCUUGUCUCUGCUUAUUCUUAGUGUCUGGGCUUCAUGCAAAUAUUCCUCCACUGUGACUGUCCAUGCAGAAUUUGAGGGAGAUGAUGGUAGUGUUUGCCGGUUUCUACGUCUCUGUAAUGACUUUGUGAGUCAGCUGAGUCGCACAUUUAUGAGAACUUUGCAUGAAGCAAAAUAUAGAAUUUUAAGUUGUCAAACAUACUUUCAUCUAAGAUGAUUUAGGUUUGUUUCCAGCUGCCAGCUGUUUGUGAAAUGUACAAAUCAGUGCUGAUGAAAUAGAAUUACCCAAAUUGGUUCUUUGGGAUUGUUUGCUUUGGAUUAUUAUGAAGCUUUUUCUUCUUCUGGUAAAACUGUUUUGAAGCAGCAGGACUCGGUUUUUAAAUUGGCCCGUCUAUGGUGACUUCUAAAUAACUGGCUGAAGCCUGGUGUUUCUCAGAUCUGUGUUUCUCGGAUCUGUGCUCUGCGUAUUGUCAAAAUAACAGACCAAAAACUCUUAUCUGUUUUGCAUCAAAAACAAUUAUGCUGAUCUUUUUUUUUAUUUGUUUAUUUUUUUUUUAGUAUAAACAAUUGAAAGCAUUGAAAUUUCACAGCAAUUGCUUUUCAACCCUUGGUUAGUUUUUCUUCAGCAGCAAGUGUUUGUGCAUUUUUGCAGCUCUGGACAGCAUUCUCUGUGAUCAUGUCACAGAUUUCAGGUUUUUUAAAGCUUUAUUGUGUCUUGUGCCUUGACAAAAGAAAAAGAUGCCCUUUAUAAAUGACCUUAUAGACAACAAUAAGGGUGGCAAUAUGGGCUUGGGUGUUCCAGUUAUGAGCCUCAUCUUGUUUUUGAUGCACAAAGAGAAACCUGGUUAGUCAUAUCCCUUUCAAUAUGAUAAAUACUAGCAUUUUGGUUUCUGUCUCUACACAGUAUUUUUUUGCAGGCACCUGUGAUGUUUAUUUCCACCACACAAAGCACUCCAAAUUCAAAAUCUGAGAAAAAUGAGACCACUGUGGCUUGUUACAGUUUCAACACAACUUCUAAUGACAAGUAGCUGGAUGACAGCUGCGCUUGCAGAGCUAGUUUAUUCGACUAGUACUUGAGUUUGGCAAGAGAGGACAGCAUUAACUUCACAUUUAUAUUGUCAUUAGUUUGAAGUUUGAAUUUGUAGGCAAAAGGGCUUGUGAUGCUACAGCUCUGAAACAGCAACAGCUUUUUGCUCAGGUUACUGAAGAGUGUCUGUCGUGAUCUCCCUGAUGGGAAACCGCAAAAACUCCAGCUACCAGAGGAGACGAUUAUGCAUCCAUGGAGCACAGGAGUAUGGCCUUAGCAUCCAUAUAUAGGGAUAUGUUAUCAAAAAAAAGCCUCUCUUCGGAUUUUCACUGUUUUUAAACACUUACCAAGUGAACGGGUUUACGGGCUGCUUGUUCAAUCCUGAUUGGGGACUACAAAGAGCCAGUUCUGCAAUUUUGUUCAUUGAAACAGCUGUGCACCUCUCUGCCCUACCUUAACCCAAAGCUAGCAGUGUCUUUCUAAUUCUGGGUUUUAUGGCAUAUUAGAACUCCAAUACUGGCAGUAACUAGUUAUAAAGAUAAUGUUUUUGGAUACUGUAUAUGAUGCAUUAUAGAUCAAACCUUAAUUAGGCUUGAUGCUCACCCCACACACUUCAAUUCAAACUAAUCAGCUUGCAGCAGGCUGGCUUCACACCUCCACUAGCAGUUUGAGAUCUAAAGGUAUUUUCUCUGCUUUUGAAGACAGUACAACAUAGAACAAUAAGAAUUAUGAGGAUAGACUGGGUGCACAUUAUGAGCUGAUUUUGACCGCAGUUUGAAUGCAUGGCAUGUGAAGCAGCCCGCAGAUCAGACGUGCAACCCCCACGAGAAGUUUUCAUCAUCAUCAUACUUGAAGUGUUUGGUAGUGUUCAGCAUAAAUGAAGAUAUCAGAUGCCAGAGAUCUCAAUAAUGGAAAAACCAUGAACAUCAGUUUGAAGUUUGGGCUUGAAUUAAACAAUGACAUGGAGACCAGAGGAGGGGUCAUAUUUCUCUGCAGGAUUUGGCUUCUUUAGGUCAUUUGAAAUGGGGUCGGCUUUAGAUUUUGGCAGUUUUGAGAUGCCUGCAUGGUUGAUUUCACUGGAAAGUGUAAGUGGAGCCUCUGUUACUCCAUGUUAUUGUUCCCCCUGACAUCCCCUUUGUGUUGGCUGACAGGAAUAUAAACGAACGUCUCCUGCCUCCAUUCAUCAUCCAAAAUAUGACACAUUGACUCUGUUCUCUGAACAUCACAAAUUAUCUGCUGACCACCACAGUUUGAGUGCGGCCGCAACUGGAUGUCUGCUAAUCUCAUGAUAGGAACAUGCUUUAAACACAGACUAAUGUGCUGCCUCCAAAUUACAGGUUGUGAUUAGACCAUCAAACACACAUCUGUUUAUAGUGGAAAAACAGGCCCAGGUCAGGGGCUGAAUUAAUAUUUUAUGAGACUGUAGUGCUUUAUUAAUGUAGGUAACAUAUACAAAGAUCAAAAAGGCUGAGUGGGCUCUUUGUCACAAGCCUGCUUCUUAUAGAAUAACUGAAGUUAAGCCUCUCCUCGCAACCCAACACAAUAUUUGAUUUCGUGCCCUCUGAUGACAUCUUAAAAGCAAUCUUGGCAACUCUUUUUAAAAUGUCUUUAUCGUGUUUUACUCUUUACUGUUUCCCAACGCAUUUUUCCUUCAUUAUAUUCCAACUUUCCCUCUUUCAGCAGUGUUGGAUUUAAAAAAAAAGUCUCCUGGUAGCGACGUCUUCUUUCUUGCCAGUUGUGCAGAAAGCAGUGUACUUUUGUUGUAAAGUAAAAGUCACAAGAGCUGAAUGAAUCUGCUUUUUGCAUAAAUAUUAAUAAGUCCAGCGGAAAGUGGUUUUAAGCAGGAGACGUACUCAAGUACAAAGUUUUACCAAGUAAGAAACAGAGGAAGCUAUUAAAGCAAACUGCCAUUCUGCAUAAAGACACUGCAUAUAAAAGUGUGAACAAAAUUGAACCUCCCUAGCAGGCUCUGUCACACUCAUAUCCAAACUCACCAGCACAUCUGUAUUUGACUAAAAAACUCAAAGACACACAACCUCAUUAGGCAGGAGGAUUUGGAGCCCUGCAGCUCAGCACUGCAGCCUCCUUGGCUCUCCUCCCUUCUUUGAUUCAACCCAGACAAAGACGUUUUCCAAAGUCUUCAAGGUCCGAGGAUGAGCAUUUGUCAGCAUUUUACAGCUACCAAAAGUCCUCAGUGAAGCCUGCUGCCAGAGGAACACCACAUGACUGCUGGAUGUUAUCAGCUUUAGGCAAACUUUUGUCAGCCUCUGUGAGGAACUUCUAUUUGUGCCAGGUUUGGCGCCUCCUGUGGACAAAGUGACACAUUUCAUCUCUUUACUGAUCUAAUUUUAUUUUUUCUUCAUUCAUCAAAUGUAUUACUCACUGUGAGCAUCUGCAGGGGAACAGUGAUGGUUUGCCACAAAUUUGUUGAUACUUAUCUUCAGAUAAAUCAUGGGACGUAUUUGGAUAUCUCAGGUGACAUAUCUGGAGUCACUUAAAAAGACUCCCCUCCAGGAGCUUUGGUUUGCAUACUAAAAUCUCCUUUUAUUUUAGUUCUUGUUCACAAUGAAGUCCAUGUAUAACCCUUAACUAAAAGCUUACAGGUAUCCUGGUGAAGAUGUUAAAGAAAGAGAAGAAAAGAGCCCAAGAUUCUGCUGCCCUGCUAAUUAACAUCACCAAUAACCAGGACUCAGCCUCCCAGAGUGCUCUGAGCUCGUCCACCACGGCACAGACGAGUGAUGGAGACACAGACGCUGAAUCUGCAGGACACAGAGGACAAGCUGUUCAGUACCUAAAGACAGGUACAGUACUUUUUUGGGUCUCAUGUGACUGACCAAAUCCUGAAAAUCUGCAGUUAGGUAAUUAGGAGUUAGGAGUAGGAGAACCUCAGUAGAAGUUGAACAAUGACUCAGUUAAAGAUGACGUUGUGCUUUCUGACCCGGAGGAAGUGUUGGCUUUGUAAAGAUUUAAGCGCUGGGAGUUGCCCACAGACAGGUUAUGUCUCUGUUCAGGAAUGCAGCAACUCUUGGUGGUCAUGCAGAUUUUCACUGUGCCUGUUCAGGCUGCCUGUGGGGCAUGACAAAUCUCUGAUUCUGGGUUUUGUUUCGUCCCAGGGCUCCCUGCUCUGUCUCAUUAUAAACAAUGUCAUCAGAGGGAUUGCAUGUAUUUAGGAGUUUCCUGUGGGAGGUCAUUCAAGUGCCCCAGUGCAAUCAUUUCAACAGAGCUACAUUAGACAGUACAGUAUUUUAGACCUGUAAUUUGUUGCUGAUGAAAAGCCGAUAAUUUUAAACCUCCAAUACUUACUGGAUCCUAAAGUAAAGAGCAUGAGCCAAGAAUCCUGCAGUCUAAACAAAAGAGACACUGUUCAGACUAAAACAAACAUGGAUUCAAUUUAGAUGAGGAACCAUCAGCCCCAUUUAAUGCCAUUGUGUAUUGUACAUGUCAAACAUAAAGGGAUUGCAAACUUGCAAUGUUUUUUGUUUUCUUGUCUGCUACAAGUAUAGACAGUGCUUCAUAUGAGUAAACAUGCCGAUGGAUAUUUACAAUGGCCUUUUUUGAUAAAUAUAUAAAUGGGAAAGUAUAUACGUGGUAGUUCUUGUAAUUGGGAUGUUACCCCUACAAACUGCAGGGAGUGUCUUCACCUCCUGGCAGCUGACUCAGUGGCUGCCCUGUAAUGUUGUCAUGGCAUGUACAAUCCUGGUACCAAGAAAGCAGUGGGACUGGCUAAGUUGUCUAUAAAAACACAUUUUGAUGGUUGUCACUUAAAGGCUGUCUCUAACAAAAAAUAGUACAAAGACAAUGUAUGAAAAUAGCUUUACAGAUUAGAGAUAGACUGAUUGAUUGUUGGGCUAAUUAAUGACAUUUUUUACAAUCAGAAUCAUUAUUAUUGACCAUCAUUAUGGAAAAACCAUCAGACUACAUGAGACUUUUCUCCUUUAACUCAGUCCAUCUUAAAUGAGGCUGAGUAGUUCUGUAGCAUGUUAUGGUUUGCUCUUUAGUACAGUUUUAACCUGCAUUUGUGGAUGUGGCAGCAACAUGCUCAUGCAGAAAUUUCCACUCCAGAGUUGUGUCUGUUUUUAAUGCAGUACUGCCGGAGGGACCAUCCUGUGUUGGACUUUCAUCUUUAACUGUGGAUGAAGAAAUACCCAAAUUCCUUCUAGGUUCAUGCUGAGUAAUGCUGUUCUGUAAUUGUUGGAUAUUGGCUUACACAGUCUCUCUCUGUUUUUUUUUUUUUUUUUGGUCCCAAUCUUAAUAUGUUUCUGGCAUCAAAUUUAAACAAACUAUAAAAAAGUCUCAAUGUGAUAUUUUUAAUUGAACAUAGUGUUUUAAUGAUUUGGAGUUAACAUAAAACACAGCAUCCCAAGUUUUUUGAGUUGGACUUUGACCCUCUGAGAUUCAGAGAUGGUGUCAGGCUUAAGUUUACAACGUUGUCUUGAUUCUCAGUGAACUUUCAGGAUUAGGUAUGGUGCUCCAGGAAUGUAGGGUUGCUGCAAGUCAAACCGGUCAGGUUUUGAGACAGACUCCUCAGCCAGCAGCAGCAGUUAUUCAGCGUUUUCUGUUUUGUUUUGGUUAAUUGGAGCCCAAAGUGUGAUGAUACAUCUGUUAUAAAAAGCUCGGUCAUAGCCGCCGGGCAUCAGGAGUAGGAGCCAGAUACUAAUCAAAUUGAGGCUGCGCUCCUGUCUGCGCUGAAAACCACAGCUCCCUCAUCCUCUUCAACAUUUUUGUGUAAUGCUGCCCACUGUGGUAAUCAGGCCAGAGAGGAGGUAAUUGGACACAGGGUCUCUGAAACAUGAGCCUAUCAAAAAACAAACACAUGUUUGAACUGGGUCCAGUCUGAAUCAGUGAGGGGAGGACUCAUUCAUUGAAAGAACUUUGAGGAGCAGUGUGAUGGAUGGCUGUUAGUCUGUGUGUCAUAGGUGUUCGUUUUGUAAAACACCAUCACCUCAGCAGAGUACUGGUGUCCACCUGAUCCUGCUUUUUGCUUUACAGAUUCACACAAGGUCCAUUUUUCAAUUCCAGGUAAGACCCUCAUAAGCCAGUUGUAUUUUCAGACUGAUUAUUAUUUGAAUCUGAUCAACUACUAUAACUAAACAGACUUUUGAUCACCUCAGAUCAUCACAGAUAAUGGGAUUUAUACCAUGUCUGUCUUAAGAGGUCAUAGCAUCCAUGGUUUCCACAAAGACUGUCAAACCCAUGACUCAUCAGAACAUUAGAGCUAACUUCACUUAAGUCAAUUUUAAACAGGACUAGGCCUAGCGAAGUUGUCGGCACUUCUGGAUAUAUCUGGUUUUAAUCUGCCUUUGUAGAUGCAGCAACAAACUGGAGCUGGUUUUGAGCGAAUGUGUUGAGCUAAAAACUAUAUCAAGAAAUGACAAAAUACAGCUACUGUCGGACAACAGCCUUUACAAGCAUUGAAAAACAUGAACAACAAUUAAACAUAGUACAAACUAAAGACAUAAACACACACACACACACACACACACACACACACACACACACACACACACACACACACACACACACACACACAUGGAAAAAAAAGGAACCAGAGAGUCAAAUAAGUUUGUCAUUUGCAUGUUUAAAAUGUAAUGGGUGGAAGUUGAAACUUAUGUAGUCCCACCCCUUCACCUUGCACAAAUAAUCAAUAAUUAAUUUACCUGCUUCCAGUUAAUAAUAAUAACAAUAAUCAUAAUAAUAAUCAUCAUUAUAACAAUAUAAACAAAAAAAUGUAAUAAUAUAUUAAAACAAAUAUUAAUAGGGAUGUUUGGACAUUGUUUUAAUUCAUAAUUCACAUUUUAUUGAGAACUGGUGCAUUUCUUAUGUGAGUAUUUAACAGUCACAAAAGUGUUACUGAAUUAUCAUCUUUACCACCUUAUAUAGCCCAAUGCCUCCAAACAUCUUUGAUUCAUGGACUUCUCAAAUGGUAAAGAAAAUCUAUUUGUCAGGUUCCCUAAUCUUUAAGAUUUGCAAACCCGAAACGAUGGAGAAAAACACUGCUGCUUCAAAAGAUGCACAACUUUUCUUACCUAAGCUUGAACCAAAGCAUCAACCAAACUUGGUUGAUUAGAGGCUGUGUGACAUCUGCUGCAUUGAUGUAACAACUAAAUGAUUCAACAACACUGAAAACUAGUUGAUCAAAUAUCUGCAUUUUUUACAGCAGAGUUCAUUCAAAGUUUGCUGUUGAGGCUGUAAAAAUUGCUUACUUGUCAUUUUAGACAUGUCAAUAUGAGGGGGGAAAUACUAAAAUGACAAUCAUUGUCUUUCUUUGGAUACCUGUAAAGCAAACCACACCCUAGACAUACCUGAACAUGUCUUAAGUCAUAAUUCAUAGUUCUUUUGGCAAGUACCAGACAAGUUUGCAGAAGACAUAACACCUUUUAAACCUUUAUUUAAACUUUUAAAUGUUCCCUCAUUUACAAUGAUAUUGAGAUAGAAUAAAAACACACACAAAUUAACCUAAGAGUAGUCCUCAGUGAAAAUAACUGCAUGCUAGGAUAAAGAUAUUCCCCAUAACUGACUUGAAUUAUCCAAGAGACACUAGAGUGUCUUUGGUCAGAGUCUUUUGUAAAUAUAUCCACAUAUUGAACCUUGUGGUACUUGAAAUAUCAGAUAGUUAGCAGAACAAGUUAACUAAGGUCCAGUAGUGCAGUUUAGCAUAGAUAUUAUAUAAGAGGAGGAAAACAUCAAAUGAAGGAUCUAUGGAUAAGAAUAAAUACAAGCUCAUCAUGCUUCUGUGCUAGAUAGGGCCAACCAAGUUUGUUAUAUUGAUCAAAAUACUGAUUGUUGGGAUUUCUGGCCAUAAAUCAGAAGGCUGGGUGAUACACUGAGUGCACAGAUGUUAGGGUAGAGGCAACAGUAUGUCAAUAAAUUAUAUCCCCAUCAUCUACAACUGAAAUCAGAGUUUCUCUUAAAGUUUGCCCAUGAGGUUUUCAACAUGAAUUUUAAAUGUAAAUGAUUCACAAAGCCAAAUACUAAAAUAUCGAUACACUGGGACUCUUUCAAUAUUACUACCAUCUAGUAUGGAUGGUAGUAAUAUAAAAUAAAUAUCUCUUACUCUAGAGGAAAGCAUUACUUAAAGGCAUGGUUGACGAUCUGAGAAGCAGUUGAAAAAAACAGAGCUUGAGGCAGACUUGAAAAAAAAGCGUCCCACCCCCCACACACACACCUCUCUCCUCUGUGAACCUGUAUUGCCCUCCCCUCGACACACCCCCUCUGGAAGAGUAAGAAGCCGGCCGGCAGAAGAUCCUACUCUAGCUACUCUAGUGAAUAGAAUUCACCAUGUCGGAUUUGUAGUGAUUAGCGGCAGUGAUUGGAUUUGGUGUUAAAUAAAGACUAUCGUUAAAGUGAACCUGCUUGUUUGUGCUGCAAUUGGGUCCAGUCAAUACCCGUUACAGGCAGUAAACGCCAGCUCUGCUAGCGAGCACCCUCUGCAGCUGCCUGGACAGCUGUGUUGACAUUGCAGAGACCAAUAAGACUUAUUUGUGUAACAUGUACCAUGAUAAAAGGCAAAAAUUACCUGUUCAACAAAAACUCUGCUGUCUCGGCAUUUGUUUUCAGGCCCAAAUCCUGGUGGAGCUUUCUCCACCGCUCGAAGGAUGACCCAAUGUUUAUUCAAGUUAGAUUCCUCUCUUGGUCACAUUUCCUCUCGUUUCUGCUCUUUCUUCUGUCGGCUUGCAUUUUCCUGGCACUUUUGGCGGUGGGGCAAACGGAAGUGGUUUUUUUUGCAUCCUUUUCCAUCACAGCUCCUGUAGCUAAGCUGCUACCCUACUUUUAUCUGCUCAGAGCUCCGAGGAGAGUGGGAGGGGACGAGUUGGAACUACGGGAGAGGGGUGUGUCAAAGACAGCGAGGUGAUUGGAUAGGGAGGCGGAGCAGGAGAUCUAUCAAUAGGAGCUGUCCAAGACAAAUGGCUCCCAUUGGUCAAUUUUUUUGCAGCCCUGCACCUGCUAGGAUGAACUGAUUUUUUCCAUUCUUUUUUCUCUUCACUUCGUGGAGAUCGCACUAUAGGACCAUGAUUGCCAUAUAAGCGAGGUUCAUAAUAAUUACCGAUCUCUCUAACCAUCAACCAUGCCUUAAAGUUUAUCUUGUGAUAAACACCAGUAAAGGACUGAUAGAUGCCUUCUGCAGGAUUACUUUUCAGCAGGGAGCUGUUCAGCAGAGUAAUACAGUACAGUGUCAUCUGCGUAAAGAUUGACUUUACAGUCAAUAACAUAAGAGAUAAUGACUUCUUGCUUCUUCCUCAGGCAGCACCCAGAUGGACACAGACAGUUUUGAUCACGACAAUGGUGAUGCCCCUAAAGCUGCUCUGAGGAACUCUUGGAUGGUGUUGAUUUUGACGCCCUCAUGGCCAAAAGUUUGUACAUUACCUGUGCUGCUGCUUAUGCUGUAGUUUUCUUUUGCAGGUAACAAAGAGGCUUAAGUGAUUCUUUCAAUAUGCUUAAAAACCACCUAAUAGAUGCUUUAACUGCAAAGAGAUUUCAUAAAGUGCACAGGAAAAGUUACAAUCCACUAAAGCAGGGUUGGUGGUACUUUGGGCUUUAUGUUUACAUGUAUUACAUAAGGGGUUUUGCCUGCUGUCCCUCAUGUAUUUUGCAGCUGCACAGAUGACGUGUUUAACUUCUUAUUUAUAUUGAAUGAUGCUCUGCCAAAAGAUUUGUUCACAUUUUUGAUGGCCAUUUGCUGCAAACUGCAAAUAAACCAGAAGUCCAGUUAGGUAGUCCGACUCUGUUGAUCCAGCUUGGCAGCACAGGUCCCUUAUGUCUUCUAAAACCAGAAACAUAAACACUUAGAUGUCCUCCCUGUUUGACUUGGUCUGAUUCUCUGAGCUUUGUCCGCAGAGUGCUGCAUGUUCUAUCAUAAAGAAACAUUUGGUAUUACAUGCAAAUAAUCCAGCUGUUUCAUAAUCAAAUAAGAGAAGAUACGGGACAUUUCUUUAACACCAACAUACACAAGUCAUCACGGGGAACCUUCUUGGCUCCAAACUUAAGUUCUUGGAUUAAUGUUGCACGAAGUUACUGUUGGCUUAGGCUGUCUAAAAUCAGCAGCACCGCCUAUGAACGAUGCUUUAAUGGCUCUUUUCUACCUCAUUGAGAGAGAGGUUAAUAUAUUUAAUCGUAAAAAACUGUUGACCUGGUGGAAAAUAGUCCCUUAGAUGAACUGCACAUAAGGAUAAUUACUGUCAAACGUAUGCCAAGAUUCUUCGACUGUGUUUGUGCAGCCCCUCAGACCUUUACAUGAGUGUUGACCAGCUCAGUCUGUGUUUUUACACUGCAGUCAUUAUCACACUUUUAUUAAUGAGCUGCUAACAGCUUGGGCACUUGGGUUCAAUUAAGUUACAGUAGGUACAGUCUUUCCUAUCCAUGCUGAAAUGAGAUAUUGCAAUGUACAGGAUGAAGAGGAGUCAUUAUCAGCAUCAUCACUUAACAUUUGUGUCUUUUUGGCUCAUAUGGAAAGAUACAGAAUUUUCCUGUUUGCCAAAAACAGACUGGAAAAACUGUCUGUCUAUCUGCAGCUUGUGCAUGAGACUAAACACACUUGUCUUUAUGUUAAAGCUUGAAAGAUUGCCAGUGGUACCAAGUUUUCACACUGACUCGUAAACUGCAUCCCGAGUGCACACAAACAGUGCGCAAGAAACCGGAAACUGGUAAUAUGAGGAGCAUAGACAUGACACUGCUGACUGGCACUGAUUAAGGCACAGCAUUGGUCCAACACAGAAGCAUGAACCAGGCUUUACACUUGCCCUCAUAGUCUUGACAUGACUUGGACUUGCACAAAGUGAGUCAUGCUAUCUCUGAUUACACAGAUGUCUGUUUAAAAAGACACUGAGAAAAAACAAGUGAUCACAGUUUAAUGGGAUUUUGUUUGUAGGUCAAAGUGUCUAUAAUGAUUAUCAUCUCCACUGAUUUUAUGAACGCAGAUGCUUUUAGUUUAUUACAUCACUCAGAAAUACAGACUUUAUACAGACUCAAUUAGGUUUCUUGCCAGUGGCGUUGACUCUGCGUAUUACUGUCCAACGUUUUGGAAAAUUCCCAGGUCCUGCAGUCCCAAAGCAGUUACAUGUCCACUCAGGAAUGUCCGUCCACUUUUCUCACACUUCAUGAGAAAUUUCUUCCUCUUUCUGCUCUGUUUGCAACCAGAACAUGCUUCCAACUCCAUCAGCUGUUAACCAGCAGGGAAAGCUUGAUGGAGUCCAGAGCAGCUCUUUGGGAAGAAAAAGCUUUUAAGAUUACAUUGAGCAGUUGCAGGACGAUCGAGGAGGACACCUCUCACACUUUCUGUAUCUGACUGCAACAAUGCGGAGCCCUGCUGGAGCGAAGCUGGUGUCAAGGAUGCUUUAAUGCGCCGGCUAAUGCUACAGUGUCAAAAGUUAAUGCGAGACAGACUGUAUUCAGUUACAGGCUGAAUACGCUGAAUGUGCAGAGUAUCACACAUGCAUAGUUGACACAGUAGUUUCAUACAGUGCUCUCUGUUAUAUAUCUUUUCCAUCUGGGGUGCCUAUUUUCCAUGACCCACUUGGAGACUCAAACUAUAUGUUGCAUUAGCAAACUAUAUAUAAGCAAACUAUAUGUGCAUUAGAUCAUUGUUCUUUGCUCUGUCCUAAUUCAAAACAAAUGCACUCCCCUCAUCGGCUCCUCAUGUCGGAUGGGUAGCUGGAUGUUUAUGUAUGUUUUAAUUUCAGGUUUAAUCUCAGGGUUCUGGUGUUGUGGGCUGCAGCAGCUUCUAUGGAUACGGUUACGGUAAUUGCUGUCCCCUGAAAAUUAACUGUAAAUGUAAUGAUGAUGACCUUUCCAUUGAAACCAUUCAGGCUGGUGGAGUGGCAUAUAAUUGACUUUUGUGUUUCCAUCAUAUACUCCUCUGCUGGGCUCUUAGCUUUGCCCUAGCUGAAUUAAACGUGAACAUUUUGCUCUUUUUGAUGAGCACUGUGUCAGGAGGAUCCACGAUCAUGUGUGCUUCUGUGUCCAGUUAACUCUGUUUCCUGUCAGAGCUGACUACAAUUUUUCCUCUGUAACAGCAGUUAGUUGUCGACUUGUCAAUCUAUACCCAUAAGAAAUUUAAUUAUGGUAUAUCCUCAAAUAAGGACCAGUGUCCAGCCCAUGGCCUUAACCAGUGAAUAAAACCUGAAUCAGGUGUACCUUAAUCAUGGAGAACAACUUAGCAGUAAGUCACACUUCCUGUAGAUUUAUAACAAUGUAGGAUCUGGACAUUUUGAUCAUGACUGAGAUGAGCUUCCCUCUCCGCUGCUCAGAGCUGCACUCUUCUUGACUGUGCUAUAGAGUCCUGAAAGCUUUCAAUGAAGCUGUACUGAAAUGACCAACAUGAGACUGUUGGUGUAUUUUUGAGCUUAAUUUUGCAUGUAAUCUGUCUCUUGAUCAUAAAGUAUUUAUUAAGGCAUAAGGUGCUGGCUAACAGACCAGGUCAGAUCUGGAUCUCUAUGAGUAAUAACCUGGAAGGGCUGUCAAAAUAUCAACAAACAUGUCGUGCAAAUGUUUGAAUAUGUUUGAAUUUUUUAGUCUCACAGUGAUGGCCUUUUUUUCAAGCCUCUGACAAAGUGCGUUCCAUGAAAGAGUCAUACAGGGUUGCCAUUAUGCCACUUGUCGUGCCUCCUUUCUCUGCCACCGCUUCACCUGGAUGGAAAGCUAGCAGGCGAGCCCACAUUAGUUGUAAAUGAGUUAAACAGCUGUUUAUAGGUAGACAUACAGCCCUAUCUUUGUCUUUUAUAUUCUAUAUACAGUGUAGAUACCAAAAUACUGGGGAUGGUCUCCAUUUUUGUGGAAAAAUAUUAUUAUAUUAGUGUUUCAAAAUCAAGAGGUCAUGGAUUCCCCAGGUCACAAUGAGGAGGAUCCUCUGCUGGAUCAAACAGCAGGCUAUCUCCUGCUUCUUUAGUUGCGCAAACUUGACUGCCUGACGCAGGUUCACCUGAUUUCGCUAUGCCAAUGUAGCGAUCAGUAACUGUGUCGUGUUGCGUUGAAAGUGAGCAAAAUCAGGCACUUCAUGGUGUAGAUUGCCUGAUCGCUCAAGACCUGUGCUCAUCACAACGUACAGCUGAAUCCUGCUAGAACAGACCAUCUGUUAAAAGUUUUAUGAUAUUUAUUCAUACUCCGGAAACAUGCAUCAUGACACCAGGGAUAGAUAAUGGUAAUGAAUCAGAGUUUGCAACAUUUUCUAGUUCUUACAUAACAUUCUUAUAUUGACAUCUUGUGGGCGACAAAUCAAUAUUUUACCUCAUUGCUCCGCAUCCUGCAAAAAAAUGUCUGAAACAUAGAAAAGUAUUUCCAGUACAAGUUCUGCAUUUCAUAAAUUUGCCUUUAUUUGCAUCGUUUGGGUAAUGAUGAAGGUGCUCAUGAGAAAUACAGUCUGUGGAGUCACUGGUGCUAUAAGAAAACUCCUCAAAGUGCCUUUAACUAAAUUUUAAUUGAUAAAUGGCUCAUUCUUCGCUGUUCAUUUUGACCUCUGGUUUCUCAAACUUGAGCCCCUCUCACUGAGUCAUAGUUUGGUCAGGUUUUUAGGGGCUGCCCUGGUACAGCGUUCCCCUCUUCAGCACCAAAGGGUAAUGGAUAGACAAGGUGUUCCUGCUGUAAUUCAGGCUGGUAAUGACUUGUUUUAAGCUCACAGAAAGUGGGGGGCACUUGGGAGUUAUAGGGAGGGUCAGAUCUUACUGUAGAUCCUGCUUGCACAUAAUAAGAUGCUGAUGUAUUCACCAGGCCCUCUAUGCAUUUCUUAGUGAGCUGGAGGCCUGAGACAAAAAGUAAAACCUUGAGUGCAUCCAAAGUACCGUGUUCUGUGGAAAGCCAAAGCAGAAACAUUUGAGGCACCAAAAAUUAUGCAACAUUUCCACUCAGUGUGUACCUUUGCUGCAGACAGUUAAUAGUCAGUGUCAGACACUUUGCGUUUUUAUAAAUUGAUGGAAAAGUACAGUCAUGCUUCACUGCGCUGGUAUUUCAUUUCUUAAAUUUGUUGAAACAGCAACAAUAGUCACGACACAUCCCCCCCCUGUAAAACCGCCGCAGUUUGUCAGCACUCGAAGCACGGAAAAGGAGAAUUAGGAAAGUUGGCCUGACGUCCGUGUGAUCUCAUUACCACAAAUGAUGUUAGAACAACAUCACAUGAUGUCAUAUCACUUAGAGAUAUUCCUGGAAUGCUGCUUUUAUUCGGAGUCAAACGGAGUGCAUUUCCCCUCAAGAAACCCCCGUAGCUGAUUUGUUGGGGUUGGCUCUUACAACAUGCUGCAUGUCUGUGAGACGCGGCUGGUUUUAAUCAGAGCUUUCCGAAAAUACAGAAACAAAAUUCCAAGCUGUCCUACAAUUAAUCUCACAUGAGUUACUGUCCUGUGUGUGUCUUUAGUUUAGAGCAGCUUUGUCUCAAAGAUCCGGGGUGGAAUUUAUUAGAUGCCGUCGUUAAGGUCUGGUUUUCCAUGGAAAUCUUACAAAAUAACGGCGGGCUUUAAUCUAUUUAUGUUAUUGGGUCACGCACAAUCUGCCGUCAUCUCCCGUGAAACAAAAACAUUGUUUCGUUGAGAACACAAAACCUAUUUUUCUGUAAAUCUGGUUUUAAGUGUAGAAUGUAUCUGAGGUUGCUUUUUCUUUGGUUCAGAAAAUAGGAUGAACAAACUUUGAACUGAUCCCAGUCUGACUCUCUGGACCGUUACCUCCUGAGGCCCAGAGCUGAGUAGCCCUGCAAAACAGCAAGACAAAUAUUUCUCCUGAGUUAUAUUGCAACUGUCUUUGUCGAUUCUUUAAAGCUCCAUACACUAAACUUUAAAAUACUCGUACUGUCAGGGCUCUGGUUUAGCUCACUGGUUUAGCGUUGACAUUAUGGACAAAGGUGACCAGGUGUGCAAGAGACAUCCUGAACACUGCUUGUCUAGAACAGAUUUCCGCCAUUGUACUAAAACAUUGUUCUCUGAAAUUGCACACUAUUCAUGCCUUAGUGUCUGAUAACACAGAAGCAUGAAACACACAGCUUCGCCAUCAAAGGGAUAUUCCGGCGUAAGUUUAAGCCAUGGUCAAACACACCGUAACAACGAGUUAGACACACCCCCACCCCCUGAGAGAUGAAUUUUGCAGCCCGCUAACUUUUCUAGUUAUACCAAUUUUAGUAACGACUGCACCAUAGCAAUACACAGCGGUCUACAUCUCCACGUGCAAACCUCAACCAAAAAGUUACUCUAUAGCCACAAAUAAUGCUCAGAACAGCACCUAACUUCAUCAACAGUAAAUAUAGGGUCCAAUAUGUACCCUAAGUAUUGACCAAUCAGGAUUCAGUAUUUCCCUCAGGUGUAUAUAAAGUUUAAAUGAAAUUGAUUGUUACCAUAGAUGGUUAUGUUAGCCAAGAGGAAUGUUUUUUUUGUUGUUGUUUUUUUUUUCACAUUCAAAGUGCUGAACUCUUUUCAUUUGUUCCCUCUUUUUUCACUCUGUGAAUAUACAGCAAUUGUCUGACAUUAUUCUUCCAUUUGGAAUAAAAUCAGACCUUCACAGGUUAACAAAAACAGAGCGCUGCGUGUAACUGGGAGGUUGAAGGGGAAAAGGUUUAGAAGUUGAUGUUUGAGACUUAAAAAAUUCCCAUUAAAUUAUUACUAUUAUUACAAGCCCAUAAAAUUCAGCAAUUUUCAGCAGGAUGUUGUGUCCAAACUUUUAUAGUUCCAGUGGCGAGCUGCCAAAGUCCGACGGGGGUCCUCGGCCAUAAAGUGCUGAGACGUAAAAUCUUGCUGUUUAUAUUUGUGUUUAUGUGAACAGAGGUGAAGUGACUGGAGGUCUAAUAGGCUCUCAGUUCUCUAAUCAGCAAUGGGUGGGAGGUCAGCAGUAUGAGUUAGGCUCCAGCAGACAUCUGGCUGCCAGAUUGGAGCUGUGUACCUGUGGAUGUGGGAACGUGCUCAUAUCAGGUCUCACAGCAGGUUCCAGCUCAGACUCCCAAAGUUAACGGGUUUACUCAGAUAACGUGACAACCAUGAAGUCUUGUCAGGUGGUUUUUACUGCUGCUGGUUUAUAAGAAGUGUUUACAGCAUGGACACGGUGAUGUGAACUUCGGUUUCUGAUCAUUAUUAAAAGCUGAAGUCUUGUGUUGUAUCUCUCAGGUCCACAGCUGUCUAUGGGAAAACAAGAAGCCUUUGAGACCUUCAUCAGGGACAAUGAGGACCGUCUGACCAUUGAGGACAACAAGAACCUACUAAAACAGAGGUAAAAUUAUCUAUUUUCCUAUAUUAGUCAGUGCUCUGCUCCUCCCUUUGAACAUCUCUCUCUUUCACUUUAUCGUUAACAGCUCAGAUUGAUGUGCAGCAAGGUUUCGGAGGGUAAAGAAGUUUGGUAUUUAUUUAUGGGCCAAUGUGCCCUUUAACAUGAUGAGCUGCAGUGGUCCAUAUUAUCAUGUCAUCACAAGUGUGGAGAGCGACAAACAGGGAUAGGAGCAGGAGGAGAAGAGAGAGGAGAGGAGAGCAGGGAGAGGAGCAGGAGAAUGAGACAGGAAAGCAGGUAGAGGAGCAGGAGAAGGAGAUAUGAGAUCAUGGGGAGGAGGAGGAGAGCAGGGAGAGGAGCAGGAUGAGGAGAACAGGGAGGGGAACAGGAGGAGGCAGGUGUGUUACAUAGUGUCUGAAAAGCCAAGGGACGGCACAAGCACAACAUCAAAGAGGCUGCAGUGAUCAUGAGCAUGAACAAGUGUUUGCUAGUAUUCGGCUUAACAAAGAAAUCAGUCUAGAUCAGUGGUCCCCAACCUUUUUUGUACCAGGGACCAGUUUCAUGCAGGAAACUUUUUCCAAGGACCGGGUACAGGCAUGGAGGUUCCAAUAACAAAAACCUUAAUCAGUACAUAGUAUGUAAUCUGUAAAGAACAAUUACAUUUUAUAUUAGGUACUUUUCAUUACACUUUAACAUCAACUCACCAUAAUGCAGUACAAGCCCUUUCUCUCUCAAGUGAUUUCUGUUUCUGGCUCGUUUUUGCAAGGGCUAGCUUGUGUUGCUGAUGCAGGAAAAUGACAUGCCUAAGUGUCAAGCAAGAAAGCGAGGCAAUGGCGGAAGUGGUGGUCUUUCAAAACAAGAUACUGUGAGGACGGAUGAAAAGAAAAAAUAAAUGUAAUCAUUGUUAUUCUUUUUUUUGCCAUCCGGUACUAAUUGAUCCACAGACUGGUACCGGUCCAGGGCCGGUGGUUGGGGGCCUCUGGUCUAGAUCAUAAUAAAACUUAAUCCUUGUUCUUGACAUUAUAAAGAUGUUUUCACAGACCUUUCAAGUUUGUGAUCCUAUAAUAAUAGGAAUAUUGAUAAUUUGUUAAAUUAAGGGAUUCUGGUGCAGAUUAGUUCAUUAAGUUGACUAAACUUUCAUACCUUUUGCCACAGUAAAGCACCUUCUUCAUGCUGUUUUUAGUUUAAAUUUGGACCAAAGUGUCUGCAGACACAGGCAGUCUCCAUAGAGAUAUUGUUUUAAAUCAUAAAGGUUCUUCUAAAUCAUUAAACUACUAUUACCCCAUGCUGGGAAUUAGUUGUUUGUGCUUUGGGAUUUGAGCUAAAAUGACAUUAUGCGUGAUGAUUAUUUUCACCAAACACACCAUUUAAUCUUCCUCUAUCUCUGAAUUGCUCACUUACAACUGCAUCCUUUUCAACAGGUCAGCUGAGGCCAGAAAACUUGGAGAGCAGCUGAAUGAAACCAGAAACACAAUCAGUAAGUUACUCACAGGUUGAACUCGCCCUCCAGAGAUCCUGUUACAUUUAAGAGCUGUGAAAAUGUUAAACUCUGCUCUGGCAAACAAAAGCUGCAGUUCGAGGCCUAAAGAACGCUGAUUAUUUCUGUUAAUGUUGUCUGAGUCCCCGGAGACUGCAGCCUACCUGCCUGGAAAACCUUAAUGAACACAUCACUGUCGGGGAGUCGCUUCCCUGGAGCGAAGAAAUGUCGUUCAGCACAUUCCUGAACUUUUCCAGGAUGGAGACGUGUUCUGAUUUCCACACGCCGAGUCUUCCAACCUGUGCUUUUACAAGCCCGGCUCAGGCUGUUUUACGACGACUCUGUAAGCGCACCCAUGUGUUCCUCUGGGCAACGUCCUUGACAGGUAGCCGUACUUUGCCAAAAUGAGGCCUGGAAUAAACCCAGCUUCAGUCAAUCUUGAGCGAUUAUAAAGAUUACCUACAAGAAAGAAAUUCAUUGACUUGUCUGCUGUGAAAAAAAGUGACACAAGUGUACGUCUGUCUGCCAGUGUUUAACACACAGUAGAAGUUUAUUAAAGGGACUGAGAGCACAACUCAAACACAAACAAAAGGAAAUUAUAACAGUUUUCAUUCUCUGUAAAUCUCCUGUUUUCCUAUUUUCUACUUGAUUUGAUUAAAAAUGGCUACUCCAAAAUAAAUGCAGAUAUAAAGGAGGAGAAACAGAUUAAAAACUAAGAAGUUAACACUCAAAAAAGGGAGUUAAAAUGUUGUUUGAACCCCUGCUGAGUGAUGUGUUGUCCUGCAAUCCAUGCAGCUGGUGCUGUCCAAGAGAAAUAAACCAAGAUCUUAGAGAUUGUUGUAAAAAAAUUAAUGUUAAAAAUCAAAUGCAUAAACUCGACAGCUAGUAUGUUUACAUGCACAGUUGAGUCAAGCUACAAUAAUAGUUCAGUCAGGUGAUUUGAUCUACUGUCCACGUCCUUAUAGAAAGUGGCAUCAGGCCUUCUUCAAGCCUGUUACAACUGGGUCGUCUCUAGCUUGAACCACAACAAGUAGCAAAUGUGUUAGCAAGUGGCUAAGGGGAUGUAUGGUGAAGAGGUGAAUAGGGUUGUAAUGGUGCAAGAACGUCAAACACAAAAACACAUGAAGACUGUUGGUUUAGUGCUGUGAUGGUGGUGGGUAUGAGACUCUUUUUAAGGCGUGCUCUGUUGUAUCUGAGUGCCCUGUAUCUGCAUCUAGAGGGCAGUAAUAUGAAGAACUGGUGUAGUGGAUGGCUAUAAUCUUCUGUUAUUGCAUUCGAGAUGUGUGUGAUGGCUUUGGCAUCUGACUAACUGUGAUCAACCUAAGGAAAACAUACAUAACACAGCAUCUGUCGUCAUAGUUACAGCAGACACCUUGGACUGGGUUUGAGCAACAGUGUCUUUUUCCUUUGUGGGUAAACAAGUUUCCAACAACAUACCCAACAGCUGCCAAACUGUGUCAGCAAACUGCUUUGGUCUUACCCAUAGACUGUAUGUACUAUGGACAACUUGGCUCCGCCUUCAUUAUACAAAUUUGAAGCCGUAUUUCUCUCGGUAUUUCAGGAAUUUUCUCCACUUCCUGGAACCACUACUUGCGCAGUAGCAUUGAACACACUCCACCAUUUGCGCAGUAGCAUUGUACGCAUUAGUUGGGAGAGUCGCCAAGGGUCGCUGUGAUGAUGCCUGGCUCAAACAGCGUAUCACUCGGGUGAGCUAUGCAACCUUCUUACACCCAUAGGCUGUAUUUUGAGGUGUAGGGGGCAAAAAACUGGCUCAAUCAGCUGUGAUGUACUGGGCUGAUGAAGCCAAGGCAAGUGCAGACACAACUGUUUGAACUUUCAGGUAAAGAUCCCUCAGGUGAGCACAGUUAAAAGUAGAACAGAUUCUUGUGUUGAUUUAACGCAGAUACUCUCAGUUACAUAAAGUUCAAUGACUGUGGUGCUGGUGGUCACAAUGUUUCCUCUACUCUGCUAAUCCUGUACAGAUAGAAUUUACAUUUGUCACAAUCAGUCAUCUUUUUAAAGAUAAAAAACUAAAUUGAAAUGAAACUUCUUUGAAAGCUGGACUCUCAGAUAUAAAUCAGCAUGAUAAGAACAAGCUAUAAUGGCAGAGUCCACGCAGCCUGUCAGCAUUAAGAAUAAGUUCAAAUGACGUAUCUGCUCCUCGCCUGAAUUUCCAGUAAACUCAAAGCAGCUACAAAUGUGUUUUUAGGGCCUGAUCUGAUCUGGUUUGGAUUUUCUAAUGCAGGCUUCAUUUAUGAAUUUCCCUUCACUGUGUGUGUUUGAGGCUCAUUUCACAUGCCAAUGAAAUGGAUACGUUUUCCUCACACCAGUGCCUGGCGUGGCUGCCGCCUCAGAUCACGCUUGGUGGUUUGGUAGCAUUCAGCUGUUACCCUUACACAUGCCAGUGGACGCUAAUCAUCCUCAGAGUUUUCUUUUGCAGCAAUCAGUCAGCAAGUGUGCUGACUCAGAUGUGUCAUUCCUCACACUGAAAUCAAACACCACGGAGAAACUGGGUUGUUACAUUAAUAUAGGUUUACGAUUUAAUGUUCAAAUUCUUCACCGUCCUCCAAUUUGGAAAUACAUCCAGAAACCAUCUUGCUGUCAGAUAUUAUUACCUUGUUAGUUGCAUGGAGCUGCAUUCUUCCGAGAUGAGGCAGAAUGUUUUUAGUGGAACGUGGUUGCCUCUUCUGGAUGGAAAGUAGUACCAUAACAUUAAGCCAUGUGUUUCCUUGCCAUCUUGGAAGCCCUGCUUGGAAAUUUUACACUACCUGUGUCUUGUGGUUGAUGCAGAACAUGGAAACAUUUAGCAUAAUAUAGACAAAGGCUUGGUGCUGCUUUUUCUGAUGGAUGUACCCAGCAUGCGGGUCAGUAAGCAAAAGAGAGAGGCCUGUGGAGACAUUAUUCUCUAAAUAUUCCUCAGAUUUAGGGUAUUGUUUUUGGCCACAUUGUACGGCUCUGGAAUUCAACCCACUGGAGGACUGUACGUUCCAAACCCUUAGGAGCAAAAAGUGCAAGAUAUACUGUAUAUUCAUUCAGAGAGAUCAGCGAUGCACAUCUUCCACAGCAUGAAAGGUUUAGGUCAGCUGGAAAUGAGCAGCAUCUCUUGAUAUCUCUGCCAGAUGUGGGGGGAUUUGUGCGGUAUAGUGCUUGAUGGAUCAUGAGACUCAGGUAUCCCACUUUUCUCUUCUGCUCACCUUUGCUGAAGUGGCCCCUGUGUUCUGGCAUGGACGGAGUGAUGAAAUCUGGAGCUGGUUAUUUAUUGGAGCUCCAUCUUGUGGAAUUUGAAGGUCUUAUAUAAUAAUACUUUUAGAUGUUCACAAUAUGACCCAGUUUUCUUUCAUGAGAGGUUUGGAAUUCAGUUGCAACAAGCAUCAAUGAAAUCUAACAUGCCUGUUGCUCAAAAUCCAUAUGGAACAUGUUUUUGGCAAAGAUUACCUUUUAUAUUAGAUUGUAAAAUGCCGGAAGUACUGACUUUUACUAUUAUUCAAUUGUUACAAUCAUAUCCAAUGCAAAAAAUAUACAAUAAUGCAAUAUCGGCAUAAUAUGAUGGCCAUUGGCUGACUUAUUCUGGAAUCAACUGCAUGGAUUGGCCAAAAAACCCAAUACUGUUGGAGGGAGUUUUGUGGGUACAUCGUAGUUUACUAAGUGUUGGCAGCUGUUCUCAAAGGAUGUUGUGUGAUGACAAUAAAAUGCUGCAGAAUCAAAACCUUUCUUGUGUUGGUAAUGGAGUUCCACAGGGCUCUACUCUUGGUCCUCAACUGUUUUUAAAACCCCAGUUACAUUAAUACGACUGAACAGUAUUAUUGCAGACAACUUUUUGCAGGUUCCCAUCUCAGGAAGGAUUAUCUAUUCAUGAAAAUAAUCAAGGUUUCCAAAUUUGUUUAUUUUCAUUGAGUAAAAACUCAAAAAAAUAAUCAGUCACAAGACUCUACCGGGAACUUUGCAUCCUUAGUCACCAUUAGUCACAUUUAUUAUCCCCCCGUCACUCAAGCAAAUAUCUGAGAGCAGACAGCGAAUCCUUUAUGUUGUCUGGGGAGACAUACAUUAUCUAUCCCUGACACUGGUCCCCCUGGAGUUUGGCCAAGUUCAGUACCAUAAGGAUGGCUGUGAGAGUCAAAGCCAUCAAUCUUAGGAGACAUGAACUGAUAUAGGGUUCUGUGAGAGAUGGGCAGUGAGCUGUGUCUCGUGUUCAGAAACUGUCCAGCUGAACUACUGUUUAUUUUUCUUCCAAGGACUUCUAAUGUAGGAAAAACCCUUUAGUAAGGAAUGUCAAGUUGAGUCUAAAAUGUAUGUCAACAGGAAGAAGACUUCUCUGAAAGAAUUAUUAGAAAGAAAUACAAAAGUAACUUUCUGAGUUUGGUCUUUCUGACAAUGUUAAGUUGAUUCACUAAGGGAUAGGGCUUAAAACCCUGUACAUUGAAUCAGCUUACACCCUGAUAUUGAGAAGCAGGAAAAGUUUGCAAACUCCUUGGAUCUGGUGCUCACUGUGGUAUUUGUGUGGCAUAUCACAUUUAACCCCCGACCCACAAAAAUCACCAAAUAUUUAUUGAGGCUUGUAGCUUGAAACCCGUCUUUAAGAACGACAGCAUGUCUCCUGACGAUAUGGGGGGAAACCCUGCACGGUUUGGAAGAGGCUGUUGUGUUGAGGCCGCAGUCUUGUCCUGGAAAGCAGUAGGAGAACUCAAGUUUAAUGAAGUAUUGCAGUAAGCACACCGCACACCGCUGAUACUCGACACGUCUGAAAGCUAAUCUUUGAGGAAUUUUUCUUGUCUUUGACAGUCAGAAAUACUGUUGAAGUCGCUGUCAGUUUUUCUGCUUUGGUGAUUUGUCCUGACAAAAUAAUCUGUAGUGUUUGACUCUUCAGUCAUCACUGAGAUUAUUGUAUUUUUUCGAGCCAAAAUCACCAGAAUUUAUUUCUACAUUUUUAGGCUGUUUUAUUUUUUUUUUUUAUGACACUGAGCUCCAGUUAGAGAUACAAUAUCUCUGUGUCAGUGAGUCAUGGUCAACUGAGGCAGCAAAAAUUGAAACAAUGAAGCUUUAGAUGAAAAAAAAACAAAAAAAAACAGACUCACAUUUCAUCACAGAGAUACAUCAACUACAAAAAUUGUACCAGUAAAAUAAGAAGACAGAACUCUAAUGGGAAUCUGGGGCCAGAGAGGAUCAUGUGAACAGAUGAGACUCAGCAUUUUAUUCAACUCCAUCAGUGGAUAUCUGUGUGUAAGAGCAUAUAUAGACAUGUCACCUUUAGAAAACUGAGUCACGGUUAUUGGUGUUCAGCCAAUAUGCUCUACCUUCUAUGCUCUCUGUAUCUACUGUUUCAAUAAAUCAGCCAAAAUUUUACAAAGACAGAAACACAAAAGCAGCCCUGUAGGCAAUGAAGUUGGAUUAAGAAGCCCCGCCUUUCUUGAUUUUGAUUGGUUGGUGAGAGGGAUGAGGCAUUCAUGAGCACAACUAUGUUCCAAAAGUUGAACUAUUUUUAGCUGUGAACAUCAUGAGGGCUAAAAACUUUAAAAAAAAAAAAAAAAAGGCUUUGAUUUUGUGUAGGUGCAACCAAUGCAAAAAAAGCAGUCAGUGGACACAGGCUCUUAUUAAUACAUAAAGAUCCCAGUUCCACAUUCUUAUUGUACAUUUUUGCCUAUAUUGCACCAAAAAAACCUCUACAUAGUGUACUUGAUGUGUUUUUUGUUAUUCUUUUUAGUGUGGUGCUCUGUUCCUCUUUUUAGUGUGGUGCUCUGUUCCCUUUCAAGAGGAUCUGAUCAAAUUUGAAUCCUGAUGGCCAUCAUCCACUUAAAGGAUGAUUGAAAUAUAGAACAAUUUGUUUUGAUUUUACUUGAUUUGAUUUGGUUCAGAACAUAACUGAAGAUGCUGUACAACAUUUGCAAAAACUUUUGUUUUUAUUUGAUUCAAUCUAAUCUAAUUUAAUCCAGUACUGAGAGCCAGAUAUAACUCAAAGUAGCACGUCUCUGGGUUUUCUAGGAGCUCAUCAAUAUGGACAGUAAACGCCAACUUGUCUUCAAACUAUUUCGUCUAGGGAACUCAACCCUCAACAGAAAUCAACAGAAUAAUAUUUUUUUUUAAUUCUCAAGUUUUUUAAUUUAAGCUUUGCCUCACGAAGAAAAAUAAUGCUUAUUCUAAGAAGCUUGGAAAUUUAAUUUAUCUUAUCCUAUUGGCAGAUACUUUUAUUCAAAAUGAGCACUUUAGUUCUUAAUUUUGGGUGUUAAAUCUUCAAACAAAACAUUUUCUGGACUUGUGGGGUGAAAGUUGCUUAAAUUAAACCUGAAAUACAUUUUACUAGAAUCAAGACAAAAUCAUAUGGUUUUGGUUUAUCAUAUUUUGUAAAUAAGACUCUAUUCUUUAAUUACAUGAGACAUGAGACUCCAGACAAAGAGAUUUCAAUUUAGGGAUCAAUCGAUUUCUUAUUUUGCAUUGUAUGAAGUAUUGGUCAGGUGGUCGCUGAUUUUUGCAUUGCAACACUAUUGAGUUGUAAUACAUUGUCAAGUAUUUAAGUAUGUGUUGUGUUUAUUUCCUGUUUUAUUUUGUAAUCCAUGAUGUUUUUGUAUUGUUUCUAGUCUUACUUCCUGUCAUUGUUCAGUUUCCCGCCUUUUUUACUCACACACCUGAGUCUUCUUAGUUGUAAGUCUGACUUAAAUAUAACCCAGGUGAUUCCACCUAGCCAUCUUUUUUUGUGUUACCUUGCAGUUUUGGAACAUUGAUUAGAUUUUUUAAACUUCCUGCCUUCACAGACGGUCUUGCCAAGCUUGAGUAAGGUACCAAGUAUUUUGCGUCCUGGAUUUUUUCUCUGCAUCAAAGUCCCAGAUUUGCUCCAAAGUGUCACACAAGUAUGAAUCAAGUUUUCAUGUGUAGCUAGGCCUUAGUUCUUGGAACGCUUCAUUUUGAUGUGAUCAUAUGCUGAACAAAACAGGUUCUCCUGUUCUCCUCUGGUCUAAAGACCAAACCAUGUUUGUAUCUGGCUAUAAACAUGUCCAGUUCUGCUGUAUAAGUGGGCUUCUUAUUAUGGGUUUCCUUAGCUAGCUUCAGUUGGACACUCAGGGUGCUGCAGUUUAACACAUUCAUGUUGACUCCAUUUAUAAACCUCAGGGAUCGCCCCUCAGCCAUGACUGAUGUAAGCCACACAGGUGGCAUUAGCCCUUUUUCUGUGCUUAUUGCCUAAUCCUUUUAUGUUAUUGUGAAAGCAGCAGGCUAUAUGUCCAUUAGCUGACGGUCAUGUUUGGGAAAGUCGUGUCUGUAAGAAGAAUCAGGUCUGCCCACCUGACCACAAUGAAAAGCCACAAGGGCAUUUCAGUUCAUUUACAAUAUCAGCUCCACUAACCACUGACAUAUGAAAACAUAUGUUUGGAGAGGGGUUCCCAAACUCUGGCUCGUGCUCCAUAGAAAUCUGGGAAAAACAGUGUCAUCAUGGGCAGAGCGCGUCCCUGUUAUUCAUUUAUAACAUUCACAUCAUCCAUUUACGUCUCCACAUCUCCUGACACCCAUAAUAGCAGUCUGCAUUUUAAAUGUGUUUGUCGAAUUUUAAAGAGAACCCUGUCUGAAUGUAAAGUUUGAAAGCAUUUAUCAGGGAAUUUUCCUGAAGAGUUACUGAAUUCAGCCAAAAGUCUUUCAUAAAAUCAUACACUGUAAUAAUCAGGUCAUUUCAGCUAAACGGAGACAUCUUCAUCUACAAAACUACUCUUCAAAUCCAACGUUUUAUGGCGCCAUAACAGAUGUUGAAUGAAUAGGUGGCUCCCCCCACCCACUUUUCUCCUGGAAGGUUUUUUUGCAGAACAAUACUUCAUCUGGAUUUCUCAUUUUUGGAACUGGGUCCUCGGCUUUUAGAUUGGCGACAGGCUCAUAUUACAGCGCAAGCUCCAGCGCAGCACCGUCUACAUGUUUAUAAGACCUGAGGGAUGGUAAUGGAAACUGACCACAGCAGAUACUGCCAUUCAACGUCUCUGUCAGCUUUCAGUCUGCCUAAUUAUCAUCAUUUAACUGGUUAUGUGGAGCUCAGCAGUGUGUCCUAUUCUAACAUCAGAUAUUUUUAACUUAAUAACAGGCUCUGAGGUUUAAAUGUUCAUAUUUUGUCGCAGCAAUUCAGUGGUAGUCUUACUAAAUCAUCCCAAAUUAUGAUGCAUCUGAUCAAUUGAAUUACAUAUAAAGUCAGCUUUACUUGAGGAGCCUUUGGAAACACUUCUAAUAAUGCAUCACAAGCACAUUUAUAGGGCCCCAUAUUUCCUUAUAAGCGAUAAUAAGCACUCAUAAUGUGUAGUGAGGUUUGUAAUGGUAUAGGCAGUAAACAUAAAGCCUGAUUUAACAGCCUUACACAGAGAUGUAUCUUGUAUAUGCGUUAGAAGAUUAAUAUAAAGGUUUAUGAAUGUUGAAAUACUGUGUGUGAAUUUUUUCCUCUCUGUGUUUCUCAGAUGAACUGAAGAAGCAGUUGGAGAAGCAGAGGAGACGAAGGGCAGCUUACAGUAAGAUCAAACUGACAAUAGCCAUCCUCGCAACACAACUCAAACCAUGUGUUAUCUACCCACACCCACUGCAAAACAAUACACAGAGCAAUUACACGCAUGUGACGGACACCUCCACAAACAGCACCUUUCUUCAAGGCUUUCAGGAUUGAACUCAAGCAAACCGAAACUGGUUUGUAAAACAUAACUGAGAGGUGAAAGAAAGCUGCCCCAGACAGUAGCAUCUUCUCUGAAUGGAGGAGGUAAACACAGUGAACACACUGUGGGUGCUCUUGUUCUGUACAUGCAGCAGUGCCCACUUCAAAGCUCUCGCAGUAGGCCCCUCAUACUGACAGAUUAGUGACCAGAGCCUGGGCAUAGAACCAGAGGAGCCCCCCCCCCCCAAUUCAGGCACCAGAAGAUUUUGUUGUUGUUCACAGUGACCUGGCUGUGCCAAACUAAAGCAGUGUCAUUAGCCUUUAUGAGUGUCUGAUUAAAGCUCUAGUAAGGAGUUUUUUAACAUGUAUGAAAAAAACUCAGUACAACUCAUAGUACUACUUUUCUAUUAUGCGCAAAAGCAAGCAAGACCACCAGCAACAAAGCAGAUGAUUUUUAUGUUGUAAUUUUUUUUUAUAACAAAGGGGUAGGAGUCAGUCGACACCCAUUUUACAUUGCACUUAUGGUAUUUUCUCAAUAAAUGAUACGUGACUCUCUAAAGUCAGGAGGAUGAGAUUUUAAUAUCAGGAGACACAGUUAAGGUAUGUAAGAGACAACGUACACAAAGACUGCUUCACCCACCGGAGGGCACAAAAACUUAAAGUCCCUCUCUUAGAAGCUUUAUCAUAACACUUUUAUUCACGGUUAAGUCUUAAAAAAAAAACAUUUUUCUAGAAGCUGAUGCCGAGAAUAAGUCCAACAUCUGCCCUCUUCAAUUUGAUCAACAUCUCUUUCACUCAGCUCCUUAUUUGUAUUACAUCCCUGGCUGCUGUUGUCUGAUUUUCUCUGCUGUUGACAGCUCAGCCUUUAAAAUGAGAUUGAAAUAUAUAUUAAAAAAUCUUGAAGUGAAGAAAAUCAUCUUCAGGCUAUACCAGGGUUUCCAAAAUACUGGACCAAGAACUGACCAUAGGAAGAUCCCUGGAGGAUAUGCGUCCUCAACACUCAUCCACAAUAAGAUAAAAAAGUCUCUCUAGAGAGUUGUACUGGGAAAGUUAAAUUCACUCUUUUAUAACCUCACACAUUAAAAACCAGCAUCUUCUCAUCACACCAGCCAUGCCGGAGACCCCAAACACUGAUCAAUGUGUUCAUUUUGUUUCUCUCUGACACCAUGUAUAUAAAACCUUGUUAACCCGAGCAAUCAUUCUGACUGUAAUUUUUGCUUUUUCUCCAGUGUUUUAACGUGUUCUCCCCCUUUUUUUAACUCCUAUGCUUUUUGUCUUACCUGUCCCCCGCUACCACAGGUGUAAUGGAGAACCAUUCAGGAGCAGAGGAGGAGGUCAACCCUGUGGAAGAAAACUUACUCAAAGACAUUGAGCAAGAGAAAAAGGCGUGAGUGUGGAAAAACUGCAGCCAUGACUGAUGUUUCGUACUUUUCUCGAGGCCUCUGUGAUAUUGAUUAGACACAGCAGAUGCUCCAUGAUGCAGCUUGAAGAUGAAUUUUGUGCUGCUAAUAUCUCCUGUCAGUUACAAGAGCACUAUCGGUCAUUUAAAAGCACUGAGGACAGAGAUCGAGCACAUGCAGCUGCUGUUGGGGAGGGCAAAGGUCAAGCUGCAGAGGGACUUUCAGAGGUGGUGGAGUCAGGAGGUCUCAAGUGUGCAGGUACCGUCCUCUAAUCCUCCGUGCUCAUCUUAGUAACUACUGCACAUAAAGCUCCUGUAAGCGUGACAGUGUGUGAGGCCCGUGUGUCAGAGAUGUAUUUAUGGCAUUAGACCGUGUGUUGGUUUUUGUCUCUAUGUUUAUGGUUGUUUUCUUUUCUGUGGUUUCUGAUUAUUGGCCUCGACGGGCGUGUUCGUCUACGUGUAAGUUGAUAUGCAUGUGUCUCUCUCUGACUUCGGAGGCUUUUACGGCACCAGUGUGACCCUUGCAGCCUCUGCUCUGCAUCAUGCUGAAGGGAUGUGGGAAGAUAUGUAGGAGGCCAGUACAUGGAAACACAGUUAACAGAAGUCCAUGUGACCUGAACGAGAGCCAGGAGAAAAAGUUUAGAGACAAGACUGAAACAGCAUCAGUACAAGUUUCAGCAGUUUGAAGCUUAAAGGACUAUUCUGAAGAUUUCUUCAAACUGGCUCCGUGAUUUUCACUUAUUUGGGGUCAAAUCAUUAGACUGAUUUAAAUCUUUGCAGCUUAUCAUAUAAAACUAAGUUCACAGAUUUCAUGUUGGUGAGCUCAUACAUACUGUUAAUUGCAUCCACUCAAAGGGAUCAAUCUACUCAGAUCCGAAAACCAAUUCCAUAUUUGAAGAUAAAAUCAGGAUAUUUCAGGUUAAGUAAAAUCAGGAAAAGCUCUGCCAUAAAAGUGAGUUUCAAGAAGUGACUUAGAUGAGCAGAGAUGAGAUUUCUGUCUCUUUGAAGGAAGCCGGAUCUUGAAAAGCCCAUCCUUCCGAAGAGCGAUUAAAGAAACUCGCUCAAUGUUAUACUAAUUUAAUUUUUGGAAACCAACUAGGGCUACACAACCCACCAACAUAUACUCUUUUGGUGGAAAUUAUUCAGAAAUAUUGAUUAUAAUUCAUUUGGCUUGUGUUUUCAUUGUAAACAUUUCAUGAAGUGAUGCCAUAUCAUGUCCCAAUUUGUAUCAGUUAUCAGUCAGAGCAUCAAGAUCAGCUGAUAUAGACUGGACUUGACUUGACUGAUGCUGUGCUCAAUUCAUAACCCGAAAAAGCCUCAAUAAAAAGUGGCUAGUUUUAAAUAUAGAUAUUUCCUGAUUGAAUAACACAAACUUCCAGCGAACUGAGUCUCUGGUGUCAAACUCUGCUGCACACAUUUUAAAAAACAACCACAAAGACGAUGUUCAGCAGAACAUCUGAGCAGCAGACACAUCUGGCUUCUGCUCUGUGUUUUUGAUCCUACAAAAGGAGAACAGUAUCUCACUCACAUCUGAUCAAGCUUUGGGAUUUUAUCGCUGAAUAACAAAUGGAAAGACGAGGAAGUCAGACAGACAGGCCUUACAUCUGUAGUCUUGGUUGUCCACGCAGGAAACAGGACAUAUUCUCCUGCCAACACAUUAAAAUCCUAAAGAUUUAUUCAACUAUUUAUAGUUUUGUUUUUGAAAAACAGCACAAAAUGAUUAACGAUGAUUGUUAGUUACAUAUGGUCUCAGUGUGUUUAACGUUUGACAUCAGCAUCAUCAGGCUGGAAUGGUGUUUUUGCUGAAAAGUGUGAAUAUCUUUGACCAGGAGGCUGAGUCAGAGGCUGCUGCCAGAUGUCACCCUGUGUCAACCUUGCAGCCAUCUUCACCUCAUACUCCAGGAUUUCGGUGAGACACCUUUUUCUGUUAUGUCAGCAAAAUAUUUACCAUCAAUAUACAGAACCACCAAAAGACCCUCAGGAGACACAAUUGCCAGAAUAGCAUCACCAGCGUCAGCAAACCCCUGAUUAUGACAACACUGAUUAAACCCACCUCAUUACACAGCCUCUACUGGCCCCUCAACUGCCCCAUUAAUGAAACUUGGCUUUGUCAAGUGAGGCCCAGAACAUCUUAGGGUGGUUUAGCAGUUAGCUCCACCCCGCUUCAUGCAGCUGUCACACCCAUAUACAAAGCGAAAGAGGACAACAGUGGUUCAGGAGAGGACCGGUGGGGAGAGUGUAUUUACUCCUGGGUUUGGCUGCAAGCUCUACCUCCCCCUACUCACCUGUUUUCAUGAGGAAAGAAAGGGCAUAGUAACAUGUAUCUUUCCAACUCUUAACCUUCUUCCUUGAGUGUUCAUAUUGGCCUUUUUUAGAAAACUUUUAUUUGAAAAGUCCUGAUGGAUAACUAUUUUCAGUUUUCAAAAGGUACAAAGUGAGUGAAGAAGGUCCUUCAAAAUCUUAAAAUGAAGUCAUUCAGUCUUCAGUGUUGUCUGUGGAUUUUGAUGACUGCAGAUCGUUGUUAAGGACCUUUUUUAUUCUGAUUUGUUCACACAGCUUCACCAGACGUAAAGCAAAUGCUAGUGACUUCAACAAAGACUCCAAAUCUAUCUCAUCACUGUCAUCUUAAUCUUUUACAUACAGAACUUUUUCGAUUGCUUCUUCAGUUUCUUCUGUUCUUCUGUUGCCAUCAUGGUUUCAUCAUUUUGCUAAUAUUUCAUCAAACUCAUUAUAAAACAUAUUAAAUUGAUCUGAUUAGGUGUUAUAUAUCUGCAUGUUGCUCCCUGCAGAAUAAUAUGAAAGAAAUGUUUGCACUCUAGCUCCCUCUGGUGGUUAAGCACGACUCUGUACCGACUCUACACCCACCAUGAGAGUCUCCUAAGGUCGAGUGAGAUGAAGUACUGAUGGUACAAGACUCAGAAAGUCUGCGGGUUAAUGUUUAGAAAUGCUGCCCUGACUUUUUUUGCUGUGCAUCCAGUACUGUGGGAGACCCUGAGGGAGGCUCAGACCCAAGUCCAGACUCUUUCACUGCCUCUGAUCAAGACCUCAGGUCAGCAUUUCUCCACCUAACUUCUGAUUUAUCUCCUAUAAAGUUCUUGUCUGUAACUCCAUACCCUCUCACCAAAAUAGAAUGGCAUAUUUGUGAAUUUCAGAGACUUCAGAGACUCUAAAAGAGUUCAUCCGGUCUCAGCGUGGCAUGAAAAGUCCCUGGAUGGGCAGAUGACUGGUUUCACUCCUUCAUCUGAGUGGAGGUAAACAAAGCUCAAACAUGUGCCAUGUGUGCGCAUCCAACACACUUGAGGAAAUGUCUCAGGAGGACAAAAAGAGUUUUUCCAGUCUCCUGUCAAAAUGUCUGGCCCCUGAAACCAGGGAGUCUUAAAAACUGAUUUAGUGUCCCAUUUGUCCUCACAAAUAGUCGUGAAAUAACUAAAAUUAAUGUACCACUUGAAUCCAAUUAAGUGUAUAAACUGUGUGUUUAGUAUGUGUGCAUUCUUAACAGUAUAUCCAAACGCAGACAAUACGGCCACCUCCCCCACGUUUGCAGUAACUCUUAAAUACAUACAGUCAGGACGUGUAGAUUUUACAGCUCGAUCGUGUUUUCUUUCUACUUAUAAAAAUAGGUCAUAAAUUUUUAUGCCGUUGUGAAGUAAUGUCUCCAAACUGUAUUAACAAAUCAAAGACCUGAGGUCUCGCCUGAACGCUGCGGCUGAAACCACCUUUUUACAACUGCAGUAAAACACCAAAUGCAUAACAUACAUGCCUUUGUCCGUCUGCAGGACCACUCGUCCUACAGAGAUCCUAUUGUUCACACAGAGGCUUGACUGUAUGUGAUGAUAUGUGGAGCUGUUAGCUGUUAGGUAGGAUUUGCUGGGAGUACAAGUGCCAUAAAAAGUCUGUUUAGUGUUAAAGAAACUGAGGGCAAUUUAUGCUGUUAUUAAACACAACACAUGUGCUCCUCAGAGCUCUUUCUGCCACCAAACUCUCGUCCUCCUCCAUCCCUCUCACUGGAGACCACCAGGCAGACGCUGACAUCCUGGCUUUCGUCAGGGCACGGCAAAACCUCCUGGACAGAGCAGGUAAAACACACUUUUACAGUCAAAACCUUUACAGUCGGUGCAUUUUUCAUCCAACGCUGCCCUCUGGUGGUGAUAUGAUCAACAGCACCUCACCUCCACACACAAAAAUCCUGUUUUGUAACUUUUGAGGGUUGUAUUUAAGUGACUGUGACUGACUCAAACACUUGAUAAGUCGCCAUGAAUGAGCUGACUGUAAUUUGGAUUUCAAUGUACUCGUCUCGACGUGGGAUGUUUUUUUGGAGCUUCUUCUAGCUCCACAAAUACUCAUCUCUUUCUCCUCUGCGGUCCCUCUCUCCUCCUUUGACCCUUGUGUGGCUGCUUACUUUGGCAGGCGGCAAAAUGAACUUGGAUUUUUUGAGGUUUGCCACUAGAUAUCCAGAGAGGCUGAGGUCAUGUGAACAGACACGACAGAGGCCACAUGAGCAGGAAGACCUGACGUAAAAAACAGCUGUUUGCCCGUCUGUCUUUUCUUUCCUCACUCUCAAGGCAAAGUCAUUUCACGCCUCUUUACCUUGGCACUGCUGAGCUGGAAAGGGACUGUGUUUUGACAGGAUAGCCCUGGUUGGUGACCCCGGUAUCAUGCUUUUUUUUUGCACCAAAUCAGCUUUUGAUUCAUACUGGUAGGCUGGGAAAUGUGUGAAACCUACAACCCGAAGUGCAAAGCUGUCAUCAGUGUUAAGGGAUUUUCUCACCUUGUGGUGCUUUUAUCCUUUUUCCAGGCCCACCUCAGUAGAAAAACCAAGUGAUGAGAGCCUGUGAGUCCUAAACUGUUGGCAUCAGACCUCCUGAACAACCUCCGCAUCUGACAGGUGAUAAAACCUGGUGUUGGACACUGGACUGAAUAAUCAUAAAGAGAAUUCUCAUCACAGACUCGCAGACAAUCACAAACCACAUAUCCUGCCUGAUUUGUACAGAUACACACACCUGUAUGACAUACUGGGCAGUACUUUAAAUCACAGUCUGCCCCAUUUGAUCCAAACAAAUGUUAUCUCAAUAUAUUAAAGGUUGAAGGAAACAGACUGGCUCCAGUAACAGUUGUAAAAGAUGCCGCACAGUGAAUUUGACAUUGCUGUAUUAUUUUAUUUUAUGACCAUUGUUAGAUGAGUUUUGUAUCAUAAUGCAGGUUUGUUUCUUAUGUUGUAAAUAUAAUACUGUAUGUAAAAUGUGCACAUAUGACUGUCUGAUGAUUUAACACAUGC
Xyrichtys novacula (pearly razorfish) is the source of this 75321-nucleotide messenger RNA. The record is from the annotation of a GenBank genome assembly. Lineage: Eukaryota; Metazoa; Chordata; Actinopteri; Labriformes; Labridae.